Molecule: messenger RNA, 48537 nt
Organism: Coregonus sp. 'balchen'
Lineage: Eukaryota; Metazoa; Chordata; Actinopteri; Salmoniformes; Salmonidae
Source: the annotation of a GenBank genome assembly
AUGCAUGGACGGGCUUCUGUAGCAGAUGUGAUGGAGACAAGGCUGAUGGAAAUUGAUGAUGUGAUGGUGAGGAACUUAGAUUUGUGUAGGGAUAGUAAAAUAUGGGGAUGGGCAUUUGAAAUGUUUUCAGUAUUCGAAUAAUAUCAUAUUUAUUUGGAUAUCCGGAUCGUUGAAAUACAUAUUUUUUUACAACCAAAUCUUAUUUUUUUGAUGUAAAUGGCAUGUUAUAGAAAGGUCCAGACACCUUUUUUGUGAUUUCACGUUUUAGAGAAACUUACCCCAAAAAGGCAAACAACUUCCUCAUCCUCGUUGUGUAGUAUGGGGGCCCUGAAAAAAAUAUGAUCAAAGGCUCCAAAAACACCCUAAUACAUCCUUCUGGAAACGGUAAAGCACUCAGUAAAAUGAUGCAGGUCUUUAGAUAUUGUACACAUGAAAUUGUGUCAUUCCGAACUGCAAUGUUAUAUACCAUUUUGUUGCGACUAGCUAGCUAAAGUAGCAAUUCUAAAACUCCAUUCAUAUGAUUUAGCAAACUUAAUUCCGUCAUUUUAAUUCCAUUUUGCUAGAGUUGCACGGUAUACCAGUACCACGGGAAUAUCAUGGUAACAAAACAUCAUGAUACUUAUAAUACCAACAUUUUAGAAUACCGUAGUACCGUUUCAUAUGAUACUACCAGCUUUUUCAGCCCUACCAAUCCUAAAGAACCUGCUGGCUUUUGUUAUAAAAUGUUUAUAAAGUCAGUUUUGUUUAUAGAUUAAGUUGAAUUUAACCAACAGCCACUAUUCUCUUGAAUGCGCAGGUCCAAUAAUAUCAACUUCACUUUCAUGCGCAUAUCACUUGUGGCAGCUGUAAUCAGCCAGCCGCAUACCCUACCAGCCCUUACCUGCUUCUCUCCGUCCACUUUUCACGUGCGUCUAUUCCUCCGUCAGUUAAAAAUAUAUAUAAUUUAGCCGUGAUGGCGAACGAGGAUGCAGACUCAGACCCUGAACAGUCUUCAGUAGAUUUGGACAUUUGUUACAUUGGAGCAGUGCACAAAGCGAGCAAUGUUGAUACAUUGUUUAAUUUCAUCACCUGUUAUAACCAAGAGCACAGACCAGUCUGAGUAGACUUUGCAAGUCCAUGGUCAUGCAGCCUCUCAGUGACGGAGAGGGAAAAUGGAGCACCACUUUGCGACAGGCAUGCUUGCAGCUUUACAGCAAAGAAUGUCUUGUCUCUAGCCUAAACGGUGAAAGAAAUAUGACCCAUAUUACCGGAGAUGCCAUUUUUUUUAAAUCGGGAUUCGCGUGCAUUUUAUAUAAUUUAACAAACAAAGUCGCAGGCCGUUUUUUAAGUAAUCCUGGGUCGCUAAUUAUUAGUUUGAUAACAAACAACGUUGUUCAGUCAUGUUACCUAGCUAGCUAACAACCUGGUAACUUGACAGUAGGUUUAGGCUAAUUUGAUUGGCACUCAUGAGAUGUGCUUCAAAAGGUAUGAUUCAUAUAGGCCAAAAUAUAAACGCAACAUGUAAAAUUGAUUAAAUUAAGUGUUUUCCUCAUCAGUCUACACACAAUACCCCAUAAUGACAAAGCGAAAACAGGUUUUAUGACAUCUUUGCAAAUGUAUUACAAAUAAAAAACAGAAAUAACUUAUUUACAUAAGUAUUCAGACCCUUUGCUAUGAGACUCGAAAUUGAGCUCAGGUGCAUCCUGUUUCCAUUGAUCAUCCUUGAGAUGUUUCUAGAACUUGAUUGGUGUCCACCUGUGGUAAAUUCAAUUGAUUGGACAUGAUUUGGAAAGGCACACACCUGUCUAUAUAAGGUCCCACAGUUGACAGUGCAUGUCAGAGCAAAAACCAAGCCAUGAGGUGGAAGGAAUUGUCCGUAGAGCUCCGAGACAGGAUUGUGUCGAGGCACAGAUCUGGGGAAGGGUACCAAAACAAUUCUGCAGCAUUGAAGGUCCCCAAAAACACAGUGGCCUCCAUCUUCUUAAAUGGAAGAAGUUUGGAACCACCAAGACUCUUCCUAGAGCUGGCUUCCCAGCCAAACUGAGCAAUCGGGGGAGAGGGGCCAUGGUCAGGGUGAUGACCAAGAACCCGAUGGUCACUCUGACAGAGCUCCAGAGUUCCUCUGUGGAGAUGGGAGAACCUUCCAGAAGGACAACCAUCUCUGCAGCACUUCACCAAUCAGGCCUUUAUGGUAGAGUGGCCAGACGGAGCCACUCCUCAGUAAAAGGCACUUGACAGCCCGCUUGGAAUUUGCCAAAAGGCACCUAAAGGACUCUGACCAUGAGAAACAAGAUUCUCUGGUCUGAUGAAACCAAGAUUGAACUCUUUGUCAAAUCAAAUCAAAUUGUAUUGGUCACAUGCGCCGAAUACAACAGGUGCAGACAUUACAGUGAAAUGCUUACUUACAGCCCUUAACCAACAGUGCAUUUAUUUUAAACAAAAAAAGUAAAAAUAAAACAACAACAAAAAAAGUGUUGAGAAAAAAAAGAGCAGAAGUAAAAUAAAGUGACAGUAGGGAGGCUAUAUAUACAGGGGGGUACCGUUGCAGAGUCAAUGUGCGGGGGCACCGGCUAGUUGAGGUAGUUGAGGUAGUUGAGGUAAUAUGUACAUGUGUCCUGAAUGCUAAGUGUCACGUAUGGAGGAAACCUGGCACCAUCCCUACGGUGAAGUAUGGUGGUGGCAGCAGGGACUGGGAGACUAGUUAGGAUCGAGGGAAAGAAGAACAGAGCAAAGUACAAAGAGAUCCUUGAUGAAAACCUGCUCAGAACCUCAGACUGGGGCAAAGGUUCACCUUCCAACAGGACAAUGACCCUAAGCACAAAGCCAAGACAACGCAGGAGUGGCUUUGGGACUAGUCUCUGAAUGUCCUUGAGUGGCUCAGCCAGAGCCCGGACUUGAACCCGAUCGAACAUCUCUGGAGAGACCUGAAAAUAGCUGUGCAGCGACGCUCCCCAUCCAACCUGACAGAGCUUGAGAGGAUCUGCAGAGAAGAAUGGGAGAAAGUCCCCAAAUACAGGUGUGCCAAACUUGUAGUGUCAUACCCAAGAAGACUCGAAGCUGUAAUCGCUGCCAAAGGUGCUUCAACAAAGUACUGAGUAAAGAGUCUGAAUACUUAUGUAAAUUUGAUACAUAUAUAUUUUAUAUAUACACAUUUGCACACAAUUUCUAAAAACCAGUUUUUGUUUUUUCAGUAUGGGGUAUUUUGUGUAGAUUGAUGAGGAAAAAAAUUGAUUGAAUCCAUUUUAGAAUAAGGCUGUAACGUAACAAAAUGUGGAAAAAGUAAAAGGGGUCUAAAUACUUUCUAAAUGCACUGUAGUAACCUUUCUAUGUAAACCCAUUCAAGAAGACUCAUAGAGCCCUAAUACUUCCCCAGUUAAGACUGGCAGUAAAGAUGCCGGUCAAGGCCUGUACUAAUGCCCAAUUCCAAAGCAACUCCAAGCUACUAUCCCCUAGUCACUUAUGUAGAUCUGAAAGGAUUGGAUAGGUAUGGGGCCAGAAGUUUUUCCACAGCCUUUAAUUUGGGCUCACAAUAGCCUCAUUUCCAUAGUUGGAUCCCUUGGUCAAGAAAAACUCCUGGCCAGCAAUGGUGAACAUUUCACCUAGCCUGUCAGAAGUCACGGCGCUAUGACAAUAUUGCAAUGUAAUCAUCCUAUCCAGGCCUUUCAUAUCUCCACAUGUGGUUAAGUGGCAAAAGUGGCCCAUUGACCUGUGUUCCAUCUUUUGGUUCUUGUUAAAAUAGGAUAGAUCCUAGCCAUUGACCCAGCUGACCAAAAAUAAAUCUGUUUGGUGGGAGUGAGAUUGCCCCUAACCACAGAUCUAGUGUCACUUUACCCUACCAAAAGGCCAGGGGGGAUGAAAAAAUAUCUGACCCUUAUCAGUAGUUAGGGGCUUACUGUUAGGCUAUGGUUCAACCCAGCACUCAGAGAAACAAACACGACAAAGGGAGUGGAAGAAACAAAAUAUUUAAUAAAAGUUAAAAUUGUCUUAGUCCAAAAACCACUGAAGUAAAGGAACAGAGUGGGCUAGUCGGCUCCGGAGGAAGGAGAGGCUGAGGCAGGCAGGCAGGCAGGCAGGCAGGCAGGCAGGUUGGGAGGUAUGUCCGAAACUAAAGACAAAACAAACGACAGGUUAAGGAGAGUGGAGAGCCAGGCUGAAGACAAAGACAAAAUAACUUUACUGGUGAGCCAAGUUACCGCUCUGGUAAGAACAACGAUCUGGCGCCGGUGGAGAGCCAUGCCCCGGAAUUAGUAGUGCAGGAUGAUUAGAGAAUAGGAUGCAGCUGCGUAGGCAGGAAUCACUGGAAACAACCCGCAGCUGCACAGGAGAGGCAGAUCCUGAGCACGCCCCCUGAUCCACUCCAGACACACCCACAUAAAGGGGACAAACACACAUACAGAUACAACAGACACAGAGGGGACAAAACAAGGAGGAAGGGAAACAGAAAAGGGAGAGACAAGCUGCCCACAUAACAGUACCCCCCCCUCAAUGGUCGCCACCUGGCGACCCACCAGGUCUGUCAGGGUUGUCGUGAUGGAAGUCCGUGAUCAACUGAGGAUCCAACACAAAACGCUUAGGGACCCAAGACCUCUCCUCUGGUCCAUAACCUUCCCAAUCGACUAGGUAUUGGAGACCCCUACCCCGCCUCCGAGAGUCCAGUAGCCUACUGACGGUGUAGGCCGGAUGGUCGUCAAUGAGACGAACAGGUGGAGGUGGAACAGCCGGCGGACACAAAAGGCUGGAGGACACAGGUUUCAGUUGGGAGACGUGGAAAGUAGGGUGUAUCUUCAUGGCUGAAGGCAACUUCAAACGAACCGCAGCGGGGUUAAUGAUGGACUCCACCACAAACGGACCCAGGUACCGAGGAGACAGCUUGCGUGAUUUGGUACGAAGAGGUACGUUCUUAGACGACAGCCAAACCUCUUGACCAGGAUGAAACACAGGUGCGGGAGUCCUGCUCCUAUCCGCUGUCCUCUUGUUCCUGUCGGUGGUCCGAAGCAACGCUUCCCGAGCAUCGCGCCACACUCUCUGGCAGCGGCGGAGGUUCUCCUGAACCGAAGGAACAGCCAAUUCCUUCUCCUGAGCAGGAAACAGAGGGGGUUGAUAACCCAUGGUAACUUCGAAGGGUGAAAGACCAGUGGCAGAGGUGGUGAGGGAGUUGUGGGCGUACUCUAUCCAAGGCAGAUGUUUGGCCCAGGAUGAUGGAUGUUGAGCAGCCACACAACGAAGGGUUGCUUCGAGGUCUUGAUUGGCUCUUUCUGUUUGACCGUUGGUCUGGGGAUGAAACCCUGAGGACAGACUAACGGAAGCACCCAAAGCAGAACAGAAAACCUUCCAAACACGGGAAGUAAACUGUGGGCCUCUAUCAGAUACGAUGUCCACAGGUAUUCCAUGGGGACGGAAUACAUGUUGGACUAGGAGGUCCGCUGUCUCACUGGCAGACGGUAAUUUUGGUAAUGCUAUAUAGUGAACAGAUUUAGAGAAUCUGUCCACAAUGGUAAGUAUAGUAUCAUUACCUUCAGACUUGGGUAGGCCGGUGACAAAAUCCAUGGCAAUGUGGGACCAGGGACGGCUGGGAACUGGGAGGGGUAGCAGCAGCCCCGAAGGGGACUGAUGGGAGGCUUUGCCCCGAGCACAGGUUGAACAGGCUGCCACAAAAGCCCGAACGUCAGUUUCCAUUGAAGGCCACCAAAAAUGUCUCCUAAGCAGCGUCAACGUGCGUCUCAUCCCAGGGUGACCAGCAAAACGGGAGGUGUGAAUCCACUGCAACACCUGAGACCGGACCGUCUCGGGAACAAAGAGUAGGUUGGGAGGUCCAUCACCCGGUCCCGGGUCCGUGGCAAGUGCAGUCUUCACAAGAGACUCGAUCUCCCACUGAACAGCCGCCACGACGCAUGAGGAAGGCAGGACUGCCUCAGGCUCGCUGGUCUCCGAAGGGUCAGCAAACUGGCGGGACAAAGCAUCUGGUUUAACAUUUCUUGACCCCGGUCUGUAUGUAAGAAUAAAGUUAAACCUACUAAAAAACAGGGCCCAUCUGGCUUGGCGUGAGUUGAGUCUCUUAGUGGCUUGGAUGUAAGCCAAGUUCUUGUGGUCUGUCCAGACCACAAACGGCAGUUCAGCUCCAUCCAGCCAGUGCCGCCAUUCUUCCAGUGCUAGCUUGACCGCCAGCAGUUCUCGGUUUCCAACGUCGUAAUUCCGUUCUGUGGGUGACAAUUUUUUGGAGAAAAAAGCACAGGGGUGAAGCUUUUGGUCAGUGGGGGAGCGCUGGGAGAGGACGGCUCCCACACCUGAGUCCGACGCGUCCACCUCCACAACAAACUGCAGAGAGGUAUUGGGGUGUAUCAACACAGGGGAGGUGGAAAACAGUUCCUUCAAAACCCCUACCGCCUGCUCCGCCUCAGGGGACCACAGAAAAGGGACCUUUGGGGAUGUGAGUCUAGUAAGGGGUGCCACCACUUUACUAAAACCCUUAAUGAACCUACGGUAGAAGUUAGCAAAGCCCAAAAAUCGUUGAAGUUGCUUACGGGUGGUGGGUAUGGGCCAUUCCGUCACUGCCCGGAUCUUCUCGGGGUCCGCCUUCACCUGCCCGCUCUCAAUGAUGAAACCAAGGAACGAUGUAGACUGUUUGUGGAACUCACACUUCUCUGCUUUGACGUAGAGCUUGUUUUCCAAGAGCCGUUGAAGGACUUGACGGACGUGUGACUCAUGCUCCUCGGGUGACUUGGAAAAAACAAGAAUAUCAUCCAGGUAUACAAAGACAAAACGGUUCAAAAAAUCCCUAAGAACAUCGUUCACCAUAGCUUGGAAAACAGCAGGGGCGUUUGAGAGCCCAAAGGGCAUGACCAAAUACUCAAAAUGUCCCAGUGGAGUGUUGAAAGCGGUUUUCCACUCAUCUCCCUUACGGAUCCGGACAAGGUGAUAAGCGUUCCUGAGGUCGAGCUUGGAGAAAACUGUGGCGCCAUGCAGAGGUUCAAAAGCAGAGUUGAUGAGUGGAAGGGGAUACUUGUUUUUAACAGUUAUGUUGUUUAAACCCCUGAAAUCGAUACAGGGGCGUAACGACUUGUCCUUCUUUUCCACGAAAAAGAAACCUGCACCCAAAGGAGACGACGAGGGACGGAUUAUGCCCGAGACCAGAGAAUCACCAAUGUACUGCUCCAUUGCCUCUCUUUCCGGUCGGGACAGAUUGUAUAAGCGACUAGAGGGCAAGGGAGCACCAGGAAGCAGUUCAAUAGGGCAAUCAUAAGGCCUAUGUGGUGGUAGAGACAGAGCCUUGUCCUUACUGAAAACCUCCGCUAAGUCAUGGUAUUCUUUGGGGACAGAUGACAGAUCAAGAGGAGCUGAGGGAUGAGUUGGGUUACACUUAGUGGGGGGAACCGCUGACCUAAGGCACUCAGAAUGGCAGUUAGUGCUCCAACUGAGAAUGGUGUGACGUGUCCAAUCAAUUUGUGGGUUGUGAAGAGCCAACCAGGGGAAGCCAAGGAUUAGGGAGGUAGCUGAGCCAGACAUAACUCUUAGCUGAAUGCUUUCACAAUGAUUGCCAGAAAUCACUAGGGAAACGGGGGUGGUUUGAUGAGUUAUCUCCGCGAGGAGGCGCCCAUCAAGGGCUGUGACCCGAAUGGGGGUAGGUAGUGGCUCCAUGGGGAUACGAGCUUGUGUAACGAACUGGUGGCUAAUAAAGUUGUCUUCUGCACCUGAGUCUAUGAGAGCUGAGAGUGGCAGGGAAUGACUCUGGAAACGUAAGGUUACAGGUACUUGUAAUCGGGGAAUGAUGGGUUCAGGAUCUAACUCUGGGCUCGCAAGUAGACCCACCGUUACGAGCGAGCCUUGUCUUUUGGCCGCUUAGGGCAUGUAGCCAGAAUGUGUGUGGCGUCUCCACAGUACAGGCACUCACCCGCCUGGAGGCGCCGUUGCCGCUCUGCUGGAGGUAGUCGAGCUCGACCCACUUGCAUAGGUUCCCUCUGUGCUCGGGAUGGAAUCAGGAACAAGAAGCUGCCGGCUCCGGGGAGGCGAGACUCGAGUGGUUGAAGGCUGGGGAACUCGUCCUCCUAGAUGCGGCCGACCGCCUCUCUCCCGACGCCUCUCCCGCAACCGGUUGUCUAGCUUAAUGGACAGGGAAACGAGAGAAUGUAAAUCAUGUGGCUCGUCACGAGCAGCCAGUUCAUCCUUAAUGGCUUCAUUCAAACCGUUUAGAAAUGCUCCUUGAAGUGCCACAUUGUUCCACUUGGAGUCCGCUGCCAAAGUCCAGAACUCAAUAGAGUACUCAGCCACACUGUUAGAACCCUGCCUCAAAUUAAAAAGUAUCUUGGAGGAAUUACCCACAUGGUCAGGAUGGUCAAAAACAGUCUUCAAUUUAGCAGAAAAAUCUGCGAAAGUCAAUCCAGUCAAAGUUUGAUUUGAGCACACAGCCUCAGCCCAAACCAGAGCUCUCCCUCUUAACAACCCCAGAACAUAAUGUACCUUAGAGGAAUCAGUAGAAAAUGACAGUGGUCUCUGCCGAAAAAUCAAGUCACACUGAAGCAAAAAUCCCCGGCACUUGUCCAAUUCUCCAUGGAACGGUUCAGGCGACGUGACAGGGGGUUCCCGAUGGAACGAAGCCUGCAUCAUGUCCGAGGAACCAACUUGGGGUGCAUCAAACUGGGGGUCAGAGAGAGAUGGAGAACUGAUAACAGACAAAUUAGAGACUUGUGUAGUUAACUGAGUCACCUGGUUCAGCAGUUGAUGAUUAUUUUCCAAAAGAGUCCGAAUCAGUUGGUCAUGCUGUCCUAGCAACGUUCCUUGAGCCUGGAUAGCUUGUUGGAAGCUGUCUUCGUUUGCCCCGUGCUGUCUCUCUGUUGGGUCCAUGGCCAGAUCGUUCUGUUAGGCUAUGGUUCAACCCAGCACUCAGAGAAACAAACACGACAAAGGGAGUGGAAGAAACAAAAUAUUUAAUAAAAGUUAAAAUUGUCUUAGUCCAAAAACCACUGAAGUAAAGGAACAGAGUGGGCUAGUCGGCUCCGGAGGAAGGAGAGGCUGAGGCAGGCAGGCAGGCAGGCAGGCAGGCAGGCAGGCAGGCAGACCGACAGGCAGGAAGGCAGGCAGGUUGGGAGGUAUGUCCGAAACUAAAGACAAAACAAACGACAGGUUAAGGAGAGUGGAGAGCCAGGCUGAAGACAAAGACAAAAUAACUUUACUGGUGAGCCAAGUUACCGCUCUGGUAAGAACAACGAUCUGGCGCCGGUGGAGAGCCAUGCCCCGGAAUUAGUAGUGCAGGAUGAUUAGAGAAUAGGAUGCAGCUGCGUAGGCAGGAAUCACUGGAAACAACCCGCAGCUGCACAGGAGAGGCAGAUCCUGAGCACGCCCCCUGAUCCACUCCAGACACACCCACAUAAAGGGGACAAACACACAUACAGAUACAACAGACACAGAGGGGACAAAACAAGGAGGAAGGGAAACAGAAAAGGGAGAGACAAGCUGCCCACAUAACACUUACAACCUAACCACUACUUCAAGAUGAAGUUCAGCUUCAGGUGGUACUAACCAGAAAUGUAGUCUUGAUCUCUUGAUCUUGAGACCAGUUGAGAGACUACAUAAAUGCAGUCUCAGUCCAGGGCUAUGGUCUUGACUCCAUCUAUGAUACUAUUCUCCUUCCAGAGCAUCCAUCCUAACCCCCACCUCUCUUCUCCGUUGUCCCCUAGGGUGAUGCCAGGGGCCAGCUGGUGUCGGAGCGGCUGGGCCUGGGCCACAAUCUGGACCUGUCGGACACCAUGGUGCAGCAGAAGCUGGACGAGAUCAAGGAGCAGAUCCGCCGUGAGAUUCGCAAGGAGCUGAAAAUCAAGGAGGGCGCAGAGAACCUGCGCAAGGUCACCACGGACAAGAAGAGCCUGGCCUACGUGGACAACAUGCUGAAGAAGUCCAAUAAGAAGGUGGAGGAGCUCCACCAGGAGCUCCAGGAGCUCAAUGCCCACAUCGUGGUCAAGGACCCUGAUGAACUGCUAGGUAUGGUUCUUGUUCACUGGGCAUGGAAGGAAUUAAGGUUGCAAAACUCUGGAAACUUUCCCAGGUUUUUUAGAAAUCCCGGUUAGAGUAUUCCUAGUUAAAGGAUUUCCUCCCUGCUUUUUCCCUCUGGAUUCCGGGAAUCCUUCAACAGAGAUUUCAGAAAAACCUGGGAACUUUGGGGGAUGUAUGUGAAACUUGUUAUUUUGAUAUGAGGUGUAUGCACUGAACUCAAUGCCCCCCUUUUCUCUCCUCAUUCCUAUUUCAGUUCACGUUGUGGUUAAUGACCCUAACAAACUGCUAAGGACUGUAUGGUGAAAUUGAGUGGAAAACAGUACCAAAUUCACUUCAACUCAGGGUAUUUUGCUACAGUAUAUACCAGCAUUGACGUAUUUCAGUGUUUGGUUUGUUAAAUGUGAUCCGCUACUCCGCCGUGUGUAGCGUCCGUUUUUAUAGUUUACUCUGCUACUUGAGUCAUUUAUAUCCUCUCGCUCUCUCUCCGUAAGGCUUUCCACACAGACCAAGCCCCGCCCCCAUCAAUCAAGGAGCUCAGUUAUUGUUGCUCGACCAGGAGACCACUUGUUCAGUCUAGUCUGCAUGGUCAAUGCAGCACAUGCAACAAUAUGGAAAUGAUGCAGACAGUUACAUUGAGGGAAACUACAAUCUAUGCAAUAUUAAAGCUGAUCUACCCCCUAUAAAAAAAAAGUUAAAUAAAUCAUUUUAGCCGCUAAUGCUAAUCUCUUGUUAGUGGGCUAGCUAGCUAGCUAAUACAUUUACUGAGUCAGAGAAACACUGCUAGUUAAUACAGCCUGAUACCAGUGAUGGUGUAGGCCUAGAUCAGCAUGUUGUUUGUGUGACAGUAUAUUGUAAAUCAAAGAAGAAUAGGUGAAGCAUGAAUAUGUUAGCUACAUGAAGUAGCUAAGAGAACAUUGAAUGUAGCCAAAGAUUAUAGGGUCCCUAGGAAACGCUGACCAACACUGGUUCUUACAAGGUCAAAAUAACUCCUCCCUGGUUUUUUCAUUUGUUGUCAUGUCAAACAACACUGUAUUCAAAGUGGCCACUACUAUAUUCUAACUAUAGAAUUAUAAUCUUUCUAUUUCCAUGAUUCCAACAGUUCACCCAAGUGUUUUGAUUUAAAUCGCAAGUCAAAUUGCAAUUGCAAUAUUUGGUUAAAAAUAAGGCCUUAAUUUUUUUGCCCAUAUCGUGCAGCCCUACCUGGCAGUGUGGAAAUUAUCUCAAAUGAGUGCAGGAAAUGCAGAAAUUGAAAACAAUCCGAAUGGAGAAAGCCCAGUUUGAAAACACUUAGAAUGUACUAUAUGUGUUGCCACCCUAGGGCCAUGCACUACUUAUAAAGCAAAUUUAGCAAAACAGAAAAUACAGGCAUACCGUCAAAUAAAAAAAUUGUGAUAUGAUAUUUUGUCAAAUCGCCCAGCCCUACUUCAGCUGUGGUAUUUCUUGGUACAAGCACACACAAUACAUGAUACAGCACAUAAUUACACAUUUGACAGCAGCAACACAAGUCCACACAAUGCUUGACAAAUGCACAGAAUACACAAAUAGGACCUACACACAAUGAAUGCACUCUAUUUUGGUGACUCAUCUUCUAGGAGCUGACACUGAUACAUUCCACAUUCCUUAUUGUGUUACAAUAGCCUCCAUUAGUUAUUUUCGAGGCUGUUGGAACCUGCUGCCGUGAAUUUGUGCGCGACAAUGGGUUUUUUACCAUGUUACUGGAACUGGGGAAAUUCAAUAUUGCGUUGCUACAGUGCAUGGGCAGGAAAUAGUUUAUCAAAUUGAUAAUGGGUAAGAAGGAGAGAAGGAAUGGGUUUGUCUGCUGCUAUUGCAUAUUCUACUAGACAUUGGAAAUGGUGGGGGACCUUUCUCUAUGUAAUAUUAGUCUUAAGUGGGAACAAAUUUUGCCUGACUCAUUGAACCCUUAUCUGAUGAGAAAGGGCUUUUGUUAACUGACUCAUGGCCAGUGGAAUGUCACAGGGCGUCUUGGAACUGGGAACUGACCUCAGGUCAUCUCCUCAGCAGCCAAGUUCUAGAGCAACGGGGGGUUCUGGUUAACCUCUGCCCUUGAGAACUGAUGUCAGAUCAACUCCCCCUUUCUUCACUCCCAACAUCACCAGCAGAAUGACUAAACAAGUCUUGGGUCAGUUGUUAAAUGGUAAGAUGUCACUGUAUACACUACAUUACCAAAAGUAUGUGGACACCUGCUCGUCGAACAUCUCAUUCCAAAAUCAUGGGCAUUAAUAUGGAGUUGGUCCCCCCCUUUGCUUCUAUAACAGCCUCCACUCUUCUGGGAAGGCUUUCCACUAGAUGUUGGAACAUUGCUGCGGGGACUUGCUUCCAUUCAGCCACAAGAGCAUUAGUGAGGUCAGGCACUGAUGUUGGGUGAUUAGGCCUGGCUCGCAGUCAGCGUUCCAAUUCAUCCCAAAGGUGUUCGAUCAGGUUGAGGUCAGGGCUCUGUGCAGGUCAGUCAAGUUCUUCCACACCGAUCUCGACAAACCAUUUCUGUAUGGACCUCGCUUUGUGCACGGGGGCAUUGUCAUGCUGAAACAGGAAAGGGCCUUCCCAAAGCUGUUGCCACAAAGUUGGAAGCACAGAAUCAUCUAGAAUGAACUAAGGGGCCUAGCCCGAACCAUGAAAAACAGCCCCAGACCAUUAUUCCUCCUCCACCAAACUUUACAGUUGGCACUAUGCAUUGGGGCAGGUAGCGUUCUCCUGGAAUCCGCCAAACCCAGAUUCGUCCGUCUGACUGCCAGAUGGUGAAGCGUGAUUCAUUACUCCAGAGAACGCGUUUCCACUGCUCCAGAGUCCAAUGGGGGCGAGCUUUACACCACUCCAGCCGACGCUUGGCAUUGCGCAUGGUGAUCUUAGGCUUGCCAUGCUCUGCCAUGGAAACCCAUUUCAUGAAGCUCCCGACUAACAGUUCUUGUGCUGACGUUGCUUCCGGAGGGUGUUUGGAACUUGGUAGUGAGUGUUGUAACCGAGGACAGACGAUUUUUACACACCUGUCAGCAACCGGUGUGGCUGAACCGGUGUGGCUGAAAUGGCCGAAUCCACUAAUCUGAAGGGGUGUCCACAUACUUUUGUAUAUAUAGUGUAUGUCGAGGGCUCCCCUAUGUGCGGCUGACCUGGGAUCAGGCGUUCGGCUUGGGGAGUGUUCCCUAGUCAGCGCUCCAGGAGUGACAUCACCCUGCUUGCUAUUCCGUGGGUCAGCACUUUUCGGCUGGCCCAGCGUGGGCAGUGGAGAGGAGGAGGCGGUUGACUGGUCCUGACCCUCGACCAAACCCCUCUCCUCAAACAGAUGAUCAAAUGUCAGUUGGGACUGCAAUGGUGACUGCAAUACAUUAUAUAUACACACACACACACACAGAGAACAUGGCUGAGUAUCCACCAUCUAUAUUUGCAUCUGCUGACAUUCUGUCUAUCUGAUCUUGAACACAGUUCAGUCAUAUUGUAUGAGGAACCUUGCGGACCCGUAAUCAUUCUCAUUAGCGGCAGACUUUAUGACUGGUGUUGCCUAGAGCAACCUGACGUACUCUCUUUCAUCUCCCCUAUUUAGAGCAACCACAGAGAUUCUCUGCCAGGUUAAUGGAUGAUUAAAUGAAUCAUUAGACUUUGUUUGAAUGAAUCUGCGACCCCCGAGGCGUUUUAAAGAGUCUCCAGAGACCCAUUUUUACAUUUUAGUCAUUUUAGAAGAUGCUCUUAUCCAGAGCGACUUACAGUUAGUGAGUGCAUACAUUUUUCAUACUGGCCCCCCGUGGGAAACGAACCCACAACCCUGGCGUUGCAAGCGCCAUGCUCUACCAACUGAGCUACAGGGGACUAAAGACCCCUAUGUUUAACAGGAUACGCUUCUCAUUUAGGUGGUGUGUGGAGAAGAUAAUUGAAUGCUAACUGGUUAGCGCUGUUGACUGGGUAUAGGCCUAGAGCUUGUUAGCAGCAGACUAUGUUGGUUAGCUGUGGUGCCAUUUCAAUGUAGCGUUGCAGUGGGGAUGUGAUGCUGUGGAGUCAAUUCAAUUCCACUUUCUAAGCUUUUGAUUUGAUCUAAUUUAACAGGAAAAUGAAAUUUUGCCCUCAAACUGUCACCGAGCAAACAGUAAGAGCCAGGAAAAGCCAGUCAGGCAGGUUUUGGUCCCACUUGUGUGUGAUGAAGCGAGCGUUCACUCGGCACUCUUCUCGGGGUGUAAUGGGGAGGAGGGGUUCAGCUCAGCAGCCAUUCGAGCCCAGGCACGAAAAGUAGUGAGCUCAUCCCUCAGCACCGCAGCUUGACUGAAAUGAUUUUUUUUUUUUUUUUUUUGGUAAUUUAGCAGACGCUCUUAUCCAGAGCGACUUACAGGAGCAAUUAGGGUUAAGUGCCUUGCUCAAGGGCACAUCGACAGAUUUUUCACCUAGUCGGCUCGGGGAUUAGAACCAGCGACCUUUCGGUUACUGGCACAACGCUCUUACCCACUAAGCUACCGGCCCCCAUGAUACACUUUUGUUUUUGUGAGUGAGUUGGGUGCACACACAGCAGGAGACCCAACAGCCCCUUGGGCAGGAGGAGAGCAUGGAGCUCCUGGGUGGUGUUCAUUUGGGUUCACUGUAGCAAAACACUUUGACAAAAACACGGAGGGACUACCUGAAGUUGAAACGCUUCAUUUUCCGUAGCAAUUUUCUUCUGUUUUGUGCCUAAUGAACAAGACCCCGACUUUAACUGCUCUCACAACUGUUGCGAAACACCCUGAGAGACAUGGUAAUAUCGGGGGCAUUGAGCAACAAGGGCUGUCAGUCAUACCAUAAACACGCAUGUCGUAUUUGCAUGUAGAGUACCGUCACAUGUCGUUUUUAGCAAGUUCACGCUUGUUUUACUCCGGAGACUGCCACGGCAGGUUCCCCUAACUUCUGUACAGUUUGAAACAAAUCCUAAUGCUUUAGGGCAUUUUGUCGCGUCCUCAUAUUAGGGAUGGGCAACUCCAGUCCUUGGGGGCCGGAGUGGUGUCACACUUUUCCCCCAUCCUUAGCAAACGCAGCUGAUUAAACAAAUAGCAUUCAUGAUUAGUUGAUUAUUGGAGUCAGGUGUGUUAGCUGGGGCAAAAGUGACACCAAUCAGGCCCUUCCCCUGAAAGUGUAAAAACAAGAAUUCACCUCCAAUAGUUUUCAUACCAACAGGCCUUCUGUUUUUAAACAAAUUGCUUUUUUGUAGAUAGUAAACAAGAACCUGAUGAAUAUGGCAGCAUUGAACAAGAUGAGAAAUACAUUGUGGCCAACUCAAAGACCUCCCUCCUUCCAUACAAGUCUUUAAAUGUUGUAGCUAAUUAACAUGCAAAUUUGGUUGUUGUAUUGUAAGAGCUUUAAAGACAUGCCCUGGAACUUUGGCGACUAGUACGUUUUUUUUUUUACCUCCCGCUUUGGGCUGGAUGUGUCAGUGUAGUUCAUACAUGCAGAAUUACUGUCUUACCUCAAUUAGCCACGAAAUCCCUAGUUUGAAAGCGACUGUGUUCUGGAAGCUGUGCGGUGCUAUUUUCCCUACAUUUUCCCCACGUGGGCCCAGCCCCCUAGCAAUUCGAGUUCCAGCCAAUGAGCUUCACCCCCUCGCCAUUUGAGUGACAGCUAGCAAGAUUCACACACAGCAGAGCGAGAGAGAGCAAUGACGUGGUGCACAUAUCGUUUCUGCACAUACAGUAUGUGACGUUGUAAGCCAUUUCCGGGGACCACUUUUGGCUCAUGAGUGCUACUUUCGCGCUACUUUCAGAAUUACUGGCAAGCAAGUAUACAAAAGUACUCUUUUUAAUGUUUUAAUAUCCCAGCUUCAUAUCUCCCCUUCCGAUCUUCUACCUUGUUUUUAGAGUGCCCUUUGACCCCGGACACCCCGGCCAGCGAGGUAAGGAUGUGCACCAGCAGCAGCCGCCUGGCCGCCCUGAAGAAGCAGAACGACAUUGAGCUAAAGGUCAAGCAGGGGGCGGAGAACAGGAUCCAGAUGUACUCCAAUGGCUCCUCCAAGGUACGCCCACUGACCUUUUAACCUUUGACUUUCACAAACAGCCAUUUUCAGUAGUGACCUCAGGGGACAUGUUCAUUAGGGCUCUCAACGCAAAGGAAACAUUUAAUUAGUGUGUCUUAUUGGUGAAGUCCAGGUAGUCCCUCCCUGCAGUCUCUUGUUCACUUGACCCUUCUUGUAAAUAAUCAGGUAGGGUUUUUCCAAAGCUUAAGAGACCACAAAAGCCAUUAUUCAAAAUGUUGAGCUCAGUUGCCACCAUUAUAAAUAUGCAGGAAGCAAACUCGUCACUUUUCUGCGAUAUUCGCCGUUUUGAUCUCAAAAUAGGCCAUUGUGUAGAUCCGUAAAUAAAAACUUUGGGGUGGGGAGGUCUGACGAAGAGUGUAUCACCCAUUGAGCUAUAAAAAGGGCACAAACAGAUUUGUCUGUGUGAUCACUACUUCCUCUCUUGAAAUUAAUGACUGGGCACAGAAUGCAUCCCUACGCGUCCUACAAAUAGAAUAUCAAACAUAGUUCAGAGUGUAAUGCCAGAUACAGUGCCUUCAGAAAGUAUUCACACCCCUUGACUUUUUCCACAUUUUGUUGUGUUACAAAGUGGGAUUUAAUUGUUGUCAACGAUCUACACAAAAUACUCUGUCAAAGUGGGAGAAAAAUUAUAUAUUUAUUGGAUUAAUGGAAAAUAUAACACUAUCUUGAUUAGAUAUAUAUUAGAAUCACCUUUGGCAGCGAAUACAGCUGCGAGUCUUCCUGGGAAAGACUCUCAGAGCUUUGCACACCUUGACUGUACAAUAUUUGCCCAUUUAUUCUUUAAAAAUAAAAAGCUCUGUCAAGUUGGUUGUUGGUCAUUGCUAGACAUCCUUUUUCAAAUCUUGCCAUAUAUUUCCAAGCCGAUUUGAGUCAAAACUGUAACUAGGCCACUCAGGAAUGUCGUCUUGGUAAGCAAUUCGUCUCCCAGUGUUUGUUGGAAAGCAGACUGACUGUGCUUAGCUCUAUUCGGUUUCUUUUUAACCUAAAAAAAAUAUCUAGUCCUUGCCGAUGAUAAGCAUACCCAUAACAUGAUGCAGCCACCAACAUUCUUAAAAAUAUAAAGAGUGGUACUCAGUGAUGUGUUGUUGGAUUUGCCCCAAACAUAACGCUUUAUAUUCUCUCUCGCACUCACAUAUAUUUAUUUAUUUAGCCAACCCUUAUUUUACUUUUUUUUUUUUACAUUUUAGUCAUUUAGCAGACGCUGUUAUCCAGAGCGACUUACAUGAGUGCAUACAUAAUUGUUUUAUUUUUCAUACUGGCCCCCCGUGGGAAUCGAACCCACAACCAUGGCGUUGCAAACGCCAUGCUCUACCAACUGAGCUACAUCCCUGCAGGCCAUUCCCUCCCCUACCCUGGACGACGCUGGGCCAAUUGUGCGCCGCCCCAUGGGCCUUAUGCUGAGGGAGACUACCUAGUUAGUUACCACCAACCUUGCACAAACCUGUGGCUAACUCUACUGCUGUACUUUUACUUUCUGGUUGUUCUGCCCGCUCUACCUCAUUCACUGCUGCCUCAACCUUUUUUUGCCACCCUGUCGGAAGAAGUUCAGAAUAUCCAGACUGACUGAGUGACAGGCGUUUUGCUGAGUGAUGACAUUGACAUCUAACCGGUGCUGUAGGGGUGGGAGAGGGAUCAAGGGACGUGAGCUGUCCACUGUGUUGGGAAAUCUCAACCAAUCACAGCACACACUGCGUCACUCCAGGGGCUUCUUGCAGUGCCUACUGCUUAGCGCAGUAUAUUGUAUUUUUUAAAAAUAUGUACAGUGGGGAGAACAAGUAUUUGAUACACUGCCGAUUUUGCAGGUUUUCCUACUUACAAAGCAUGUAGAGGUCUGUAAUUUGUAUCAUAGGUACACUUCAACUGUGAGAGACUGAAUCUAAAACAAAAAUCCUGAAAAUUACAUUGUAUAAUUUUUAAGUAAUUCAUUUGCAUUUUAUUGCAUGACAUAAGUAUUUGAUCACCUACCAACCAGUAAGAAUUCCGGCUCUCACAGACCUGUUAGUUUUUCUUUAAGAAGCCCUCCUGUUCUCCACUCAUUACCUGUAUUAACUGCACCUGUUUGAACUCGUUACCUGUAUAAAAGACACCUGUCCACACACUCAAUGAAACAGACUCCAACCUCUCCACAAUGGCCAAGACCAGAGAGCUGUGUAAGGACAUCAGGGAUAAAAUUGUAGACCUGCGCAAGGCUGGGAUGGGCUACAGGACAAUAGGCAAGCAGCUUGGUGAGAAGGCAACAACUGUUGGCGCAAUUAUUAGAAAAUGGAAGAAGUUCAAGAUGACGGUCAAUCACCCUCGGUCUGGGGCUCCAUGCAAGAUCUCACCUCGUGGGGCAUCAAUGAUCAUGAGGAAGGUGAGGGAUCAGCCCAGAACUACACGGCAGGACCUGGUCAAUGACCUGAAGAGAGCUGGGACCACAGUCUCAAAGAAAACCAUUAGUAACACACUACGCCAUCAUGAUUUAAAGUCCUGCAGCGCACGCAAGGUCCCCCUGCUCAAGCCAGCGCAUGUCCAGGCCCGUCUGAAGUUUGCCAAUGACCAUCUGGAUGAUCCAGAGGAGGAAUGGGAGAAGGUGGUCUGAUGAGACAAAAAUAUAGCUUUUUGGUCUAAACUCCACUCGCCGUGUUUGGAGGAAGAAGAAGGAUGAGUACAACCCCAAGAACACCAUCCCAACCGUGAAACAUGGAGGUGGAAACAUCAUUCUUUGGGGAUGCUUUUCUGCAAAGGGGACAGGACGACUGCACCGUAUUGAGGGGAGGAUGGAUGGGGCCAUGUAUCGCGAGAUCUUGGCCAACAACCUCCUUCCCUCAGUAAGAGCAUUGAAGAUGGGUCGUGGCUGGGUCUUCCAGCAUGACAACGACCCGAAACACACAGCCAGGGCAACUAAGGAGUGGCUCCGUAAGACGCAUCUCAAGGUCCUGGAGUGGCCUAGCCAGUCUCCAGACCUGAACCCAAUAGAAAAUCUUUGGAGGUAGCUGAAAGUCCGUAUUGCCCAAGCGACAGCCCCGAAACCUGAAGGAUCUGGAGAAGGUCUGUAUGGAGGAGUGGGCCAAAAUCCCUGCUGCAGUGUGUGCAAACCUGGUCAACAUCUACAGGAAACGUAUGAUCUCUGUAAUUGCAAACAAAGGUUUCUGUACCAAAUAUUAAGUUCUGCUUUUCUGAUGUAUCAAAUACUUACGUCAUGCAAUAAAAUGCAAUUUAAUUACUUAAAAAUCAUACAAUGUGAUUUUCUGGAUUUUUGUUUUAGAUUCCGUCUCUCACAGUUGAAGUGUACCUAUGAUAAAAAUUACAGACCUCUACAUGCUUUGUAAGUAGGAAAACCUGCAAAAUCGGCAGUGUAUCAAAUACUUGUUCUCCCCACUGUAUAUACUGCAUAGCACAAGUGAUGUGUGGUUAUGGAAACUCAUAUCAGACUGAAAAGGUUCAGGGCUGGAUCAAAAACAUCCAGGGAUAAAGCCCCGGAAGCCCAGGUCUAAUGAUGCCACUGGGCCCACCCCCCAUUUGUAGGCCCGCGGAUACAUUUCCUCCCCCCAAAAAAUGUAGUUUAUUUAAAAAAAAUUAUUAGGACCUCCGUUUUUUACUUAUCGGUAAGUUAGUCUAGCCAGCUAUCUAAACUUGUAGUAAUCAUGGUCGAAUUAUAGACCGGGGAUUAUUUGUAUUUUUUUGUCACUCCGAUAUUAUUUUUUAAACUGCUAACAUUUCUCUCCACCCCAUGGCAAAAUGUGUAUAAUUGCAGGAAAUUAGUUAUACAAUUGCAAAAUACUCUCUCCGCCACAUGGAAAGAUGUGUAGAAUUGCAGCAAACUUGCUUUAAAACUUCAUUUUCAAUUAGGGCCCCCAAAAGGCUAGGGCCGGCUCUGACUGUUUAUGUGGGUACGCAGACCCGCGAGCCACUGCGGCCCCUCACGAUGAGUAUAAUUGUUUUUGUGGCCCUCACCCCCAUCAAAGUUGGCCAUCCCUAAGCUAAAGUUUGGAAUUUUGGCGACCCCAGUGCUAGAAUCAGCUAUAGCUGACCCUGUGUGAGCUAACCGCUGUAUAAUAUUAAGGUGUGGAAUGUUGGCGACCCCGGUCAGUGCUCCCCUGCCGGAGCGCUUGUAGAGAUUGGCACCAUCCUGUGGGAAAUAUUAGUGCCUGAUGACAGCCAGGAAAUGCCUGUCAGACGCAAGCCUUUCCUGCCCGCUACACCGCCAUAGCAUAGCACGCGCCACCACCAGAGGAAUUCUGGGUGGAGUCGACUAGUUUACUCCACGGGCCAGUGUGUGCAUGCUUUGAGGGUGACUGAUUACACAACAACACAAUGACAUUCUACUUGAAUCUUACAUUUACAUUUUAGUCAUUUAGCAGACGCUCUUAUCCAGAGCGACUUACAGUUAGUGAGUGCAUACAUUUUUCUGCAGUGAAUAACUUUUUCCAUGCGAACAUUGAAAACUUUUGCUCCAAUUUAAGGUUGUGAUUUGAAGAGAAAUGGGCUACUUUUGUAGAUGUGGAAUUUGGGUCAGGUGUGUUGUUCUUUUAUUCAUGAAUUCCCAUGAAGCUGUUUGGAUCAGUAAUGAACAUCACACUGUACAGUUACCCUAUAUGCUAGAUAUGUAUACCUAUUAGUGAUAGUGUGUGUUUUGUUUUUAUUUUUCUAACAGGACCGGAAAUUGUUAGCGACCGCUCAACAGAUGCUCCAGGACAGCAAAACGAAGAUCGAGUUCAUCAGGAUGCAGAUCCUCAAAGGCAGCCAGGCCAGCGAGUUGAGCUUCGACAACAACGACGUCAUGGGUGAGACACACACACACACACCUGCCUGUGACUCAUUGUGUCCGUGGCCUCUCCUUUCCUGUGUUAUCCCCUUUGACGCAUAUGGACACACACACACACACACACACUGUGUAUUUGAGAACGACUACAUUGCAGUCGAACUACGCAGAAUUACUGAUCUACAAAUUACCUUCCAUCCUAAGUAACUACUCAUUAUGUGAUCAAGAUUAGCGAUUCUGCUGAAACUGAUCACCUUAAACAUGCUGAUAGUCUCUAACAAGGUCCUCUUCCUCCAGCCAAGCCCAUCAUCAGCCCGUUGGACCUACGGGUGGAGGAGCUGUGUCACCACGCCAGGAUAGAGUCAGCCGUGGCCGAGGGUGCCAAGAAUGUCAUGAAGCUUCUGGGCUCUGGCAAGGUCACGGAGAAGAGGGCACACUCAGAGGUACAUACCAAAGCCAUACUUGAGUAGGAGUGCUGAUCUAGGAUCAGAUCCCGCCCCCCCGUCUAUAUAAUUAUGAUCUUAAAGGCUAAACUGAUCCUAGGUCAACACUCCUACCCUGGCCCCAAGAACAAUUAGACCAAAAAAAGUAUUUGAAAGCUAUUGCUAAACUGUUAGACAACUCACUGCUCAACAAACUUAUACCCAAAAUGGGAGCAAAUGCUUUCAAAACGUCUGGGACGAACUUAAGUAUUCGAAAUACCUUUUCUGUUUGUAAACUUGUUUUUCCUGGACCAUGUGCUGUCAAAAACAAAAAUGAGUACCUGCUCAGUUUCAGAGCUUUCACCCAUUUCGUGCCUACUGAAGAUGUCCCUGUUUUGACAAUUGACCUUGCUGUUCUUCCCAGGCCCAGGCCCGCUUCAACGAGUCCAGUCAGAAGUUGGACCUGCUCAAGUACUCCCUGGAGGAGAGGCUGAGCGAGCUGCCCAUAAACCACCCUCGCAGCAGCAGCAUCGUGGAGGAGCUGUCCCUCAUGGCCUCGCCCGCCCUCAGCCCGCGCUCCAGCAUCAUCUCCACCCAGAACCAGUACAGUACCGUGGCCAAGCCCGCUGCGCUCACAGGUAACGGGACGAUAUCCCACAGCAGUGGCCACCAUUUGCAUGCUGUAAACCUCUGAAUUUAGGGCUGAAUAUUAACUUGAGAUAUGCAUGCUUAAUUUGACAAUAGUGUUAAUCAUGCAUUAAUGUCAAUGGAAAAUUUGUGCAAAAACUGGAGUUGCUCACACAGAGCUCAAGUUCUAGCUUUUUACAUACUGGCAUCUGGAUUUCAGUCUAAAAAAAGUAUGCAGUUACCAAUAUAUCAAGACAGCAGACCUGCCAACCUGCACGCAUUUUGUGUACCAUGCAUGCAAUUUGUGGUCAAAGCACGCUGGUACGAAAAACUACCCUAAAAUCUGCAAAAAAUAGGCUUCUAGUUGGCACAUUGUGAUUUUUGACUCAACCGUCUGAAGUUGGAGCUGAGCCAAUCAGAGGACUUGACUUGGGUGAGGAGAAAAAAUCUCUAGCUCUCUGCUCCGGACUGCCCCCCGUAGUUGUAGUCCUAUCAAAGAUGGUGGAUAAAUGAAGAUAGUUCACUCAAGCCGUUUACUGUUGGAAAAAAUGUAUGUUCCUGUUUACUUAAGGGGGUGGCUCUCCCAUAGACAUUAAUUCAGUAGCAGCUGGGUCUGGUCUACUUAGUUCAAUGACUUCAAUUGAACCAGAAAAAACAGCGAGUGCGGUGUCUCGCUUCCUCUUCCGUCUCUGGAACUAUUUUCCUCCCUUGAGCUGGAUGGCAGCUCUCCAUUUCAUCCGUUGAUACCACUGAUGUGUGAGGAAAAAGAAAAGGGAAAAUGGAGAACAAACUGUUUGCCAAAUACACUUUCCAAAGUUGUAUGCGUUAGUCAAGCACAUAACCACUAUUAUUUCAUAGUUAGCUACAGCGUUGUUUAGUCAACUAAGCGAGAACACUUUCUUGCCCGCACAUGCUUUGAUCUCCGCAACAGUAGUAGGCGCAAGCGCCUUGACGAGUAAGGAAACACACAGUGAUGCGGUAGUUCAGUGCGCAUCGCUGCAUGGAUGAAACCGACAUGGCAGAGAGCGCUGUUUCGCUAAUACCAUCCUUCACAGAAAGUUAUAUUAGACUUUUAAAAAUAAGUAGGCCUAUGUUAAUUAAUCCGUCCUCUUGAUAUAGCUGUAUGUCAACAGUAGGCUGUUAAUGAUGUGAUAAUAGUCAGUUCACCAAUGACGACAAGGCAUGUUGAAUGAAUGGUAGCCUAGUAGUCAGACCUAACUUGAUGGACUACGUCAGGGAUGGAGAUCUGAAACAAGCUCAUAUAGGCCUAGUUCAGUUGUUUCGCUGCUCUGGCACCCCAAUGGUGGAACAAGCUCCCCCACGACGCCAGGACAGCAGAGUCACUGACCACCUUCCGGAGACACUUGAAACCCUACCUCUUUAAGGAAUACCUGGAAUAGUAUAACAGUAAUCCUUCUACCCCCCACCCCCCCAUUUAAAAAAAAAGGAGUGGUUGUCCCACUGGCCAUCCUAAGUUGAAUGCACCAAUUUGUACAGUGAGGGAAAAAAGUAUUUGAUCCCCUGCUGAUUUUGUACGUUUGCCCACUGACAAAGACAUGAUCAGUCUAUAAUUUAAUGGUAUGUUUAUUUGAACAGUGAGAGACAGAAUAACAACAACAAAAAACAGAAAAACGCAUGUCAAAAAUGUUAUUCAUUGAUUUGCAUUUUAAUGAGGGAAAUAAGUAUUUGACCCCUCUGCAAAACAUUACUUAGUACUUGGUGGCAAAACCCUUGUUGGCAAUCACAGAGGUCAGACGUUUCUUGUAGUUGGCCACCAGGUUUGCACACAUCUCAGGAGGGAUUUUGUCCCACUCCUCUUUUCAGAUCUUCUCCAAGUCAUUAAGGUUUCGAGGCUGACGUUUGGCAACUCGAACCUUCAGCUCCCUCCACAGAUUUUCUAUGGGAUUAAGGUCUGGAGACUGGCUAGGCCACUCCGGACCUUAAUGUGCUUCUUCUUGAGCCACUCCUUUGUUGCCUUGGCCGUGUGUUUUGGGUAAUUGUCAUGCUAGAAUACCCAUCCACGACCCAUUUUCAAUGCCCUGGCUGAGGGUACAUGGCUGAGGUUCUCACCCAAGAUUUGACGGUACAUGGCCCCGUCCAUCGUCUCUUUGAUGCGGUGAAGUUGUCCUGUCCCCUUAGCAGAAAAACACCCCCAAAGCAUAAUGUUUCCACCUCCAUGUUUGACGGUGGGGAUGGUGUUCUUGGGGUCAUAGGCAGCAUUCCUCCUCCUCCAAACACGGCGAGUUGAGUUGAUGCCAAAGAGCUCCAUUUUGGUCUCAUCUGACCACAACACUUUCACCCAGUUCUCCUCUGAAUCAUUCAGAUGUUCAUUGGCAAACAUCAGACGGGCAUGUAUAUGUGCUUGCUUGAGCAGGGGGACCUUGCGGGCGCUGCAGGAUUUCAGUCCUUCACGGCGUAGUGUGUUACCAAUUGUUUUCUUGGUGACUAUGGUCCCAGCUGCCUUGACAUCAUUGACAAGAUCCUCCUGUGUAGUUCUGGGCUGAUUCCUCACCGUUCUCAUGAUCAUUGCAACUCCACGAGGUGAGAUCUUGCAUGGAGCCCCAGGCCAAGGGAGAUUGACAGUUCUUUUGUGUUUCUUCCAUUUGUGAAUAAUCGCACCAACAGUUGUCACCUUCUCACCAAGCUGCUUGGCGAUGGUCUUGUAGCCCAUUCCAGCCUUGUGUAGGUCAACAAUCUUGUCCCGGACAUCCUUGGAGAGCUCUUUGGUCUUGGCCAUGGUGGAGAGUUUGGAAUCUGAUUGAUUGAUUGCUUCUGUGGACAGGGGUCUUUUAUACAGGUAACAAGCUGAGAUUAGGAGCACUCCCUUUAAGAGUGUGCUCCUAAUCUCAGCUCGUUACCUGUAUAAAAGACACCUGGGAGCCAGAAAUCGUUCUGAUUGAGAGGGGGUCAAAUACUUAUUUCCCUCAUUAAAAUGCAAAUCAAUUUAUAACAUUUUUGACAUGCGUUUUUCUGGAUUUUUGUUGUUGUUAUUCUGUCUCUCACUGUUCAAAUAAACCUACCAUUAAAAUGAUAUACUGAUCAUUUCUUUGUCAGUGGGCGAAUGUACAAAAUCAGCAGGGGAUCAAAUAUUUUUUCCCUCACUGUAAGUCGCUCUGGAUAGGCAGGUAGCUUAGUGGUUAAGAGCGUUGUGCCAGUAACCGAAAGGUCGCUGGUUCUAAUCCCCGAGCCGACUAGGUGAAAAAUCUGUCGAUGUGCCCUUGAGCAAGACACUUAACCCUAGUCGCUCUGGAUAAGAGCGUCUGCUAAAUGACUUAAAUGUAAAUGUUUCAUAUUCCAAAUAGCCUACAGUAAGAUAGACUACUACAUUGCAUCCAGUAAUUGACUUAUUUAGAAUUUUCUCCCCAAACAAUUAAGAAGCCAGUUUACAUUUUCACUAGACUAUCCACAUAAAGACACCUAUUAAUUAGAAUAAUCAUUACCCCGAAAUGUAACCCAAACAAAUGUGAAAGUGUCAAUGAGACCACCUCAAUUUAAUUUAGGCUCAAACACAAGACUUCUGUGUUGGCUAAAUUGUUUGAUAUAAUUUAAGACUCUAGGUUUCAAGAAAUGGCAGUUACAGGUUUUUCAGAAAUGCUAAAUGCGCCAACUUCGUUGACUAACCCCCUCCAGACCUCUCCCCUACCCAACCUUAGCCCUACAUCAGCACCACCUUGUUAGAAAAUCCUAGUCAGAGCCCUGAUUGUACAUUUAAACAUAUUUCUAGGUAGCUACUGAAGAGCAGCCAAUUACCAAGUACCCGUAAGUCUAUUGCCUACCAUUCUUACUGAAGCAGUCUUCUGCUAACAUCAUUAUUAGGCUAAAAAAGGUGCAUUUGCCUAUGAUUUGAGCAGUGUGGGUUUCGCACGCACGCCAUCAUGGGGGCCGGGGGUGCUGCUGCCGCGCUGAAGUGGUACUCAUAAAAAUGAUUCUAAGUUGGUAGGUCUCAGACAGUAUUCUGUAGUACUGUGCUUUGCCCAUCCUCUCAAAAUCUCUUGUCUUCCCCAGGCACAUUAGAUGUCAGGCUCAUGGGCUGCCAGGACCUGCUUGAGAACGUUCCAGGUCGUUCAAAAGCUGGUUCCGUGCCAUUGCCUGGCUGGAGCCCCAGCGAGACCCGCUCCUCCUUCAUGAGCCGGGGGAACCGCAACCGAGGCGCCAGUGCACGGAACCUCUCGAAGAGUGAAGAUCUCUCAAGUGAGUCUCCUGACACCAGCAGUCUCUCCUACUAUCAGCCCUCGAUCAAUAAGUGAAUCCAUUGAUAUCUUUUUUGUCACCAUCAGAAAUCCAGGGAUUUACAAUGUACAAUAUUUAUACAUACACUGAACAAAAAUGCCAAGUGUUGGUCCCAUGUUUCAGGAGCUGAAAUAAAAGCCCCCCAAAAUGUUCCAUACGCACAAAAAGCGUAUUUCUCUAAAAUGUUGUGCAUAAAUUUGUUUACAUCCCUGUUAGUGAGCAUUUCUCCUUUGCCAAGAUAAUCGAUCCACCUGACGGGUGUGGCAUAUCAAGAAGCUAAGUAAACAGCAUGAUCAUUACACAGGUGUACAUUGUCCUGGGGAAAAUAAAAGGCCACUCUCUAAAAGGUGCAGUUUUGUCACAACACAAUGCCACAGAUGCCUCAAGUUGAGGGAGCGUGCAAUAGGUAUGCUGACUGCAGGAAUGUCCACCAGAGCUGUUGCCAGAUAAUUGAAUGUUCAUUUCUCUUCCAUAAGCCGCCUCAAAUGCCAUUUUAGAGAAUUUGGCAGUAUGUCCAACCGGCCUCAUAGCCGCAGACCACGUGUAACCACGCCAGCCCAGGACCUCCACAUCUGGCUUCUUCACCUGUGGGAUCGUCUGAGACCAGCCACUGGGACAACUGAUGAAACAGUGGGUUUGGGCACAACCAAAGAAUUUCUGCACAAACUAUCAGAAACCGUCUCAGGGAAGCUCAUUUGCUUGCUCGUCGUUCUCACCAGGGUCUUGACCUGACUGCAGUUCGGCAUCGUAACCGACUUUAGUGGGCAAAUGCUCACCUUCGAUGGCCACUGGCACCUGGAGAAGUGUGCUCUUCAUGGAUGAAUCCUGGUUUUAACUGUACCGGGCAGAUGGCAGACGUCGUGUGGGUGAGCAGUUUACUGAUGUCGACGUUGUGAACAGAGUGCCCCAUGGUGGCGGUGGGGUUAUGGUAUGGGCAGGCAUAAGCUACGCACAAUGAACACAAUUGCAUUUUAUCUAUGGCAAUUUGAAUGCACAGAAAUACCGUGACGAGAUCCUGAGGCCCGUUGUCUUGCCGCUCAUCUCAUGUUUCAGCAUACACAAUUCCUGGAAGCUGAAAAUGUCCCAGUUCUUCCAUGGCCUGCAUACUCACCAGACAUGUCACCCAUUGAGCAUGUUUGGGACGCUCUGGAUCGACGUGUACGACAGUGUGUUCCAGUUCCCGCCAAUAUCCAGCAACUUCGCACAGCCAUUGAAGAGGAGUGGGACAACAUUCCACAGGCCACAAUCAACAGCCUGAUCAACUCUAUGCGAAGGAGAUGUGUCACGGUGCAUGAGGCAAAUGGUAGUCACACCAGAUAAUGACUGGUUUUCUGAUCCACACCCCUACUUUUUUUUUUUUUUAAAGGUAUCUGUGACCAACAGCUGCAUAUCUGUAUUCCCAGUCGUGAAAUACAUAGAUUAGGACCUAAUUAAUUUUUUUUUAUUGACUGACUUCCUUAUAUAAACUGUAACUCAGUAGAAUAUUUGAAAUUGUUGCAUGUUGCGUUUAUAUUUUUGUUCAGUGUAGUUGUGUCUGAAAUGGUAACCUAUUCCAUAUAUAGUGCACUGUUUCUGACCAGGGCCCAUUUCCGACACAGCCAUAUGCAUACUUGACAAAGAACACAUUAGAAAUACCUGAAACCUGUCCAGUGACUGAUUUCCCCUGCCAUCAUCCCCUCAGCUUAAGAGUAUGGGUUGUAGCAAAACUAGAAAUAUAUAGAAACCACAGCACUCUAUGUAGUAUAUCCUAAAGAAAGAACACCAUGUUCAUUUAAAUGUAAUGUCAUUUGAACAAUGUAUGUAUAAACAAUACUGUAAUAUGUCUAUUUUUGACAGGAAAUGGUAUUUCAUCUUUGUGUCCCUCUCCAGAUGAGAUCAGUGCUGUGCUGAAGUUGGACAACACAGUGGUGGGACAGACCAGCUGGAGACCUGUCAGUAACCAGUCCUGGGAUCAGAAGUUUACACUGGAGCUAGACAGAGUAUGACACACAGACAGACAGACUUUAUAUGUUCUUUGAUUAGUGAAGGAUGGUAUACUUUUGCCUUUUUUAAAUACCCUACUGUGCGUUUUUUUCACUUAUUGUGCUUGCGAAUUACUAAGGGCAAAUUGUCUUGGUGCAAAAGACCAUAGAUCUGUGCAACAAAUAUCGCAAAACCUCAUCUGGCAGCACGAUUUAAUGUUGAUAUGUUCUACAACGAUGUGUUUUACAGAGACUACUAUUUAUGCAUUGCUCAGUUCACCAGACUAGUUAACUAAUCGCCUCCUAGUAAUGCACAUUGUUGAAGAAAGUUUUAAAUUCAAUCACGCUGUCAUUGAGGUUAAUGGUAUUUUUCUGCACAGAUCUAUUUGCACCAUGAAAAUGUCGCCCUAGGUAUACUUUGCCUGUGUUUUAACUUUGCUUGCAUUUGUGUGUGCUUAACCUUGUGUGCAUUGUUUGACCUGCAGUCUCGUGAGCUGGAGAUCUCUGUGUACUGGAGAGACUGGCGCUCGCUUUGUGCCGUCAAGUUCCUGCGACUGGAGGACUUUCUGGACAACCAGCGUCACGGCAUGUGUCUCUACCUGGAGCCCCAGGGAACCCUGUUUGCAGAGGUAGCCCACUUUGACACUACACCAGGGAUGUGUUCAUGAGCAGACUGAAACAGGGAGGGACUACCUGGACCUGUACAAUAAGAAAUGUUCAUCUUUGUUUUCGGUGCUAGUGGUUUAAAAUGUCCUAUGAUGAAGGCUGUUUGCUUGGUAUGCCUAACUACUGCUUUUUGUUCAGGUCACAUUUUUCAACCCUGUCAUUGAGAGGCGGCCCAAACUGCAGAGACAAAAAAAAAUAUUCUCAAAGCAGCAAGGUAACUCAUCGUUUUCUGAAGGGGAAAAAAAUUAAAUAGGGCCCAAUGUAGAAUACAUUUUGUUUCAUAUUCAGCAGGAAGUCCACACCAAGGUUAUUAUAGUUUUGUUUUUAUAUUCGUUUUUAUUUCUAUUCGUUUUGUAUCUUUUUAUUUUAAAUUCUGUUUAAAUUCAGUUAGUUUUCAGACCUGAUUUGCUAGUUUUAGGGACAGAAAGCAUGCCUGGGAGGCUAGGAGCCAUUUGUGUUGUAAAGUCUUUUUGUUUUUUGGGAUGUCACUUCUUGCAACUAAGGGGCAGUAAUACAAUGUGCAAGUGACGUCUUCAUACUUCCGGGUCCUGUCCCCUAAAUCUUUUGAAUGAGCUUGACGAUUAUAUCAUCAUUUGUGAAAACGUGGUCAUUUUAAUAUAUACAGUGCCUUUGGAAAGUAUUCAGACCCCUUGACUUUUUCAACAUUUUGUUACGUUGCAGCUUUAUUCUAAAAUGGAUUAAAUAAAACAAUUUCCUCAGCAAUCUACACACAAUACCCAUAAUGACAACGCGAAAACACGUUUUUAGAAAUGUUUGCAAAUUCAUACAAAAUAAAAAACAGAUACCUUAUUUACAUAAGUAUUCAGACCCUUUCGCUUCCCGAGUGGCGCAGCGGUCUAAGGCACUGCAUUGCAGUGCUAGGGGCGUCACCAGAUCCCAGGCUGUGUCGCAGCCGGCCGUGACCGGAAACCCAUGAGGCGGCGCACAAUUGGCCGAGCGUCGUCCGGGUUAGGGGAGAGUUUGGCCGGCCAGGAUGUCCUUGUCCCAUCGCGCUCUAGUGACUCCUUGUGGCGGGCCGGGCGCAUGCACGCUGACUUCGGUCGACAGUUGUACGGUGUUUCCUCCGACACAUUGGUGCGGCUGGCUUCCGGAUUAAGCAAGCAGUGUGUCAUGAAGCAGUGCGGCUAGGCAGGGUCGUGAUUUGGAGGACGCAUGGCUCUCGACCUUCGCCUGUCCCGAGUCCGUACGGGAGUUGCAGCGAUGGGACAAGACCGCAACUACCAAUUAGAUAUCACGAAAUUGGGGAGAAAAAGGGGUAAAAAGUACCAAAAUAAAAAAAGUAUUCAGACCCUUUGCAAUGAGACUCAAAAUGUAGCUCCGGUGCAUCCUGUUUCCUUUGAUCAUCCUUGAGGUGGUUCUACAACUUGAUUGGAGUCCACCUGUGGUAAAUUCAAUUGAUUGGACAUGAUUUGGAAGGGCACAUACAUGUCUAUAUAAGGUCCCACUGUUGAUAGUGCAUGUCAGAGCAAAAACCAAGCCAUGAGGUCGAAGGAAUUGUCCGUAGAGCUCCAAGACUGGAUUGUGUCGAGGCACAGAUCUGGGGAAUGGUACCAAAAAAUUUCUGCAACAUUGAAGGUCCCCAAGAACACAGUGGCCUCCAUCAUUCUUAAAUGGAAGAAGUUUGGAACCACCAAGACUCUUCCUAGAGCUGGCUGCCUGGCCAAACUGAGCAAUCAGGGGAGAAGGGCCUUGGUCAGGGAGGUGACCAAGAACCCGAAGGUCAUUCUAACAGAGCUCUAGAGUUCCUAUGUGGAGAUGGGAGAACCUUCCAGAAGAACAACCAUCUCUGCAGCACUCAACCAAUCAGGCCUUUAUGGUAAUGUGGCCAGACGGAAGCCACUCUUCAGUAAAAGGCACAUGACAGCCCGCUUUGAGUUUGCCAAAGGCACCUAAAGGACUCACAGACCAUGAAAACAAGAUUCUCUGGUCUGAUGAAACCAAGAUUGAGCUCUUUGGCCUGAAUGCCAAGCGUCACGUCUGGAGGAAACCUGGCACCAUCCCUACGGUGAAACAUGAUGGUGGCAGCAUCAUGAUGUGGGGAUGUUUUUCACCGGAGACUAGUCAGGAUCGAGUCAAAAAUGAACGGCGCAAAGUACAGAGAUAUCCUUGAUGAAAACCUGCUCUAGAGCACUCAGGACCUCAGACUGGGGCGAAGGUUCACCUUCCAACAGGACAACGACCCUAAGCACACAGACAAGACAACGCAGGAGUGGCUUCAGGACAAGUCUCUGAAUGUCCUUGAGUCGCCCAGCCAGAGCCCGGACUUGAACCCGAUCGAACAUCUCUGGAGAGACCUGAAAAUAGCUGUGCAGCAACGCUCCCCAUUCAACCUGACAGAGCUUGAGAAGAUCUGCAGAGAAGAAUAGGAGAAACUCUCCAAAUACAGGCGUGCCAAGCUUGUAGCGUCAUACCCAAGAAGACUCAAGGCUGUAAUCGCUGCCAAAGGUGCUUCAACAAAGUACUUAGUAAAGGGUCUGAAUACUUAUGUAAAUUUGAUAUUUCCAUUUUUAAAUGUGCAAACAUUUCUAAUAACCAGUUUUUGCUUUGUCAUUAUGGGGUAUUGUGUGUAGAUUGAUGAGGGGAAAAAACGAUUUAAUCAAUUUUAGAAUAAGGCUGUAACGUAACAUAGUGGAAAAAGUCAAGGGGUCUGAAUACUUUCCGAAUGCACUGUUUAUGUCAAAUUAUUUUCAUGUUUGUGGAUUAUUUUACUUCUGCCAGAUGCCUUUUAUUAACGGCCCAGUGCAGUCAAAAACAUGAUUUACAUGAUAUUUUUUCUUCUUUUUGACCAUUUUAAUAGAAAACAAUGUAAGGUAAUUACCCAGAAAUGAUUUGAUAUUGAGAUUAAAAUGGCUACAUUGGACCUUUAAGUUUUUGCGCUGAAGACCAUUCCGCUACAUUUUUGCCCUUUUGAAAACCAUUCAAAAAGCCUACAAAAGUUUUAAAACUACAAGGCUACUUCCUGGUAAAUGACGUCACACAUAAGGACACAACGUUUUGGAACGUUCCGAUUAGAAAUAGCCUAUGUAGAACAAACAUGCCUCUCUGACAUGUAGAAUAAGGAAUCACAUCAGAUUUAUUCAUGGCAUUUCAAUCUGCAAUGUUCGAGAAUGUUUGGCAUCUGAACGUAGCCAAGGUCAGGUCAUAGGUGAGGUGAGGUUUAAAUUAUAAAUUCAAUCUCAAUGUGACUUGGAUUUAAAAGGAAUAACACAGAAACUGGUGCAAAAAAUAUGGUGGAAGGAAGCUCUCUCUCGCCCAUGAGGUAUAGGGGUUUACACCAAUCCAAUGGCUUUUAACUUUAGUUAGUGAUAGUGAAACAUCACCAUCUCCUGGCAGCAUUUACCUGCCAGAUUCAUGAGCUUGAAACCCCCAUUUAAAAAACCCUUUUAGAUUUCUUGCCAAAGCCGAGGGGGGAAAAAACUACAAUUGAACAUAAUUCAUGAUGGUUUUUAUUUUUGUUCGUUUUGGAGUCAAAGCUAAUAGUUUCAGUAUAGUUUUAGUUUUUCAAUCAGGUUUGUUAAUUAUUUUAUAUUAGUUUACUAAAUAGUUUUUUUCAUGAUUAGUUUUAGUUUAGUAUAAUAAUCUUGGCCCACACAGAGAGAAACGUUACAUGUUUUUAUGGAAAAUAUACAUUAAUUUCACGUUAUUCUGACAUCAUACAGUUGUCUUCAGUUUUCGUUGUCCACUUUGGACGGUUUAAUUUGGUCUUCUACACUAAAAAUAGGUAAUCAAAUAGUGGUGAGGUGAUGAUCUCCAUGGUCACCCCCGGUCAUAAGGUCAUGCCCUGUAGGAUUAGUGUUCCUCGUCCGGCUUUGUGACCGGUGUUGAGGUUAGUGUGUCACUUACCUAUCCUGUGUCCCUCCUCAGGGAAGACGUUCCUGCGUGCUCCACAGAUGAACAUCAACAUCGCCACCUGGGGCCGCCUGGUCAGGAGGGCCAUACCUACAGUCAGCACUAACUCCUACAGCCCACAUGUGCCUGAGAUCGGGCCCAGCAGUCUUCCGGGAUCUCCAACACCCACCAGGUAUAUAUAGAACAGGCAUGAACGCACACACACACACACACAGGUCCAUGAGACUGGGCCUGACAACCUGGGCCACACUGUCACAUGCCUUCUUAAAGUCUUUAUCACAUAUGCACACAGUGUGGAAUACAUACAUAUACAGUGCCUUGCAAAAGUAUUCACACCCCUUAGAUUUCUUCACAUUUUAUUAUGUUACAAAGUGGGAUUAAAAUUGAUUUAAUUGUCCUUUUUUGUCAAUAAGCUACAUAAAAUAUUCUGUCAAAGUGGAAAAUAUAUUUAUUUAAAAUCAAUAAAAAAUUAAUAACUCAAAUAUAGUUGUUGCAUAAGUAUUCAGCCCCUUUGUUUAGGGGGCCUAAAUUGGCUCAGGAGUAAGAUUUGGCUUAACAACUCACAUAGUAAGAUACAUGGACAUAAUAUCUGUGUGAAAUAAUAGGGGUUGACCCGUGUGGCUCAGUUGGUAGAGCAUGGCACUUGCAACGCCAGGGUUGUGGGUUCGAUUCCCACGGGGGACCAGUAUGAAAAUGUAUUAACUCACUACUGUAAGCCGCUCUGGAUAAGCGCGUCUGCUAAAUGACUAAAAUGUAAAAAGUAUUGAAUUUCAAGCAAAGAUUAAACUACAAAGACCAGGGAGCUUUUCGAAAGCCUCAUAAAUAAGGGCAGUAAUUGGUAGAUGGGUAACAAUAACAAAUCUGACAUUGAAUAUCUCUAUAAGCAUGGUCAAGUUAAUAAUUAUGCUAUGGAUUAUGUAUUAAAGCACCCAGAAACAUCAAAGAUACAGUCGUCCUUCUGAACUGAGCCGCAGGACAGGAAUGACACUGCUCAGGGAUGUUACCAUGAGGCCAUUGGUGAUUUUAAAACAGAUACAGAGUUCAAUGGCUGUGACGGAAGAAAAUGUUGGAUCAACAACAUUGUAGUGACGCCACAAUAAUGACCUAAAUGACAGAGUGAAAAGAAUAAUACAAAUAUUCCAAAACAUCCAUCUUGUAUGCAACAAGCCACUAAAGUAAUACUGAAAAAUAAAACACUGCAAAGGAAUACACUUUUUGGUCUAAAUGCAAAUACAACAACACUGAGUAACUGCUAUUUUCAACCAUGGUGGUGGCUGCAUCAUGGUAUGGGUAUGCUUGACAUCGGCAAAUACUGGGGACUUUUUCAGGAUUAAAAGAAACAGGAUGAGCUAAGCACAGGCAAAAUCCUAGAGGAAAGCCUGAUUCAGUUUGCUUUAUACCAGAGACUGGGGGAUGGAAUUCACCUUUCAGCAGGACAAUAACCUACAACACAAGGCCAAAUCUACACUGAAGUUGCUUACCAAAAAGACCGAGAAUGUUCCUGAGUGGACAAGUUACAGUUUUUGACUUACAUCUGCUUGAAAAUCUAUUUUGAUAAGAAUAAUGGGCAAAUAUUGCACAAUCCAGGUGUGCAAAGCUCUUAUAGACUUGACUUACCCAAGAAGACUCACAGCUGUAAUCGAUGCCAAAGGUGUUUCUAACAUGUAUUGACUCAGGGAGCUGAAAACUUAUGCAAUGGCUAUAUUUGAGUUAUUACAUUUCUAUUUAUCUUUUCUAAAAAAUUAAAAUGUUCUUCCAAUUUAACCUUAGAGCAUUUUGUGUUGAUUGUUGAUAAAAAAGGACAAAUACAUUUUAAUCCCACUAUGUGAAGAAAUCCAAGGGGUCUGAAUACUUUUGCAAGGCACUGUAUUACUCUGUCAUUAAGAUGUGGCACCUUCCCUUCCAGUGACAUUAGUGACCCGUUGGUGACCAAGCUAGACUUUGACAAAGAGCCCACCCCGGGACCCAAGCACUACCCUGUACCCGCUGGCAUCAGAGAACCACUGGCACAGGACAACAAACUGCCCGACAAGGAGGAAGUACAGGUACAGACAUGGGGUUACCAUGGAGAUGCUCGAUUAGAGGAAGUAGUGACAUAUAGUCAUAUAUGAUAAUGGUAAUGGUCAACCCAGUUCAAGUGAAUUAAAACAUUAAACAACUGUCAAUGGAAACCUGAGUCAUGUUCAGUCAAAUAAAAUACCAUUUUUUAAAUGAGGAUGUACUGAACCUGAACAUUUUCCGUUGCAUAACAUUUUGCUACAGUUUGCCAUACUGAACACAACCCCACUGCCGCAUCCUCCUAAGAAGUGUUCUCCCUUCACAGGAUGCACUGGCAUCGUUUGACUUCCUGAACAAGAGGAACAGCAUAGCGGUGAAGUCGUCUGAGCUAGAUAGACUAGACAAUGUAGUAGAGCAGGAGAUCCAGCCUCCAGACCUGGAGCUCACAGCCAUACAGAAUGACACAGAGAUAAGGUAGGGCUCACUAACAAAGUGCAUGUUUGAGAGAUUGACUACAUUGCAGUUGAACUAAUCUACAAAUCACCUUGCAUCCCAAAUAACUACUCAGUAUGUGAUCAAGAUCAGCGAUUCUGUGCCCCUUAAACUGGUCCUCUCAAAUAGGCUGAAUAUCUGCGACUCCAAUACUGUUUGGGGAGAUUUUGUGGAGAAACUCGGAUGCAUGCAUGACUUGCUUUUAACCAAUUUUUGUUUUUGUUUGAUUGGUUACAAUUAAUGUAUUGGGGGCAGUGUAUUUUGCCCAGCUUGCAUGAGAAAGUGCGUGUUUGUUUUUUUGCUUAUUGAAAGCAAUAGCUUGUCUUUGUAUUUUUCCAUGUAAUAUGAUAUCUACCUCAAUUUCCAGGGAAGAAGAACAAUUUCUGUUUAGUCUCAAAGACUUCAAAUGUGUUGCAGUCCUCGGUCGUGGUCAUUUCGGAAAGGUACAUAGUACACACCCAACCCAUUUCUCAAUCCUUUUUACAACCCUUCUAGAGAAAUUAGCUGUUUCUGGAAAACACAACCCAGCCAUCCUAAAAUGUCUCCUCUCUUCCCUCAAUCCACACAGGUAUUGUUAGCCGAGUAUAAAAGCACGGGAGAGAUGUUUGCCAUCAAAGCCCUGAAGAAAGGAGACAUUGUGGCUCGUGAUGAGGUGGACAGGUAAGGGGCUCAACAUGUGCACUUAAACCAAUUAGGCCUGAUGCUGAUGUCUUUUUAACUGUUUGUUUGCUGAGCGUGUUAUUCAGUUCAGAGUUGACUACGGCUUUCGGUUUUGUACAUCACCUUCAAACAGCCGAAAAUAUGAUAUUACAUGCUCUCAGACAGAUAGUGUGAUUAGUAGUAAUAUAAUUGUUAUGAUGAGUUUCUGGUAUUGAGAAGUUGAAGAUGCAAGAAUUUACUUAGACAUUCUGUGGAGAUUUUAUACCAAGUAUUUAUUGGAUCACGAGCUUGUGGGUUCAUCUAACAAACAGACAUGGCUUUGCCCUUCGUCAGUUGAACUAACUUGAACAAAGGAAACACUCUACCUUAUAUACCUUCUAUUCCCCUCUUCCUGGCAUACAUCUGGUAAGUUUCCAUGGGCACUCCCUGUCUUUGAUGUUCAUCACUCUUUACCCCAAGUCACUAUCCUGCCCAUCACUCAUGCUAUCCUAAACAUCACUAAUCUACCUUGACAUAAUGGAAUGUAGACUUCAUGACCCAAAACCACUUAUCUUGUAACUCUACCUCUGUCCUCACAAUACUAUGACAUGACAUCAUUACAAUCAUUUUUUUUUUCUUUUGUGGUAAGUGACAUGACUUAACCCCAACAAUUCACAUAUAACUUUAUAUAAAAUACAAUAUUCUCCAAUCAGUAGUACGUAUAUCUCUGACUAGAUCCUAAACUAUACUAGAUAACUGAGAAUUGAUCCCUUCAACCUUUCAUACCCGAAUCCAACUUGAUUCUCCAUUUAUUUAAUCAACAAAGGUAUAAAUUCUCAGUCAUCUAUCUUAUGUGAUAUCAAACCUCUCAAACCUCUAUAAACUCAGUCUGAGUAAAAGAUAAACACAUAAUUAACUACUAUAUAUUCAUGCUAAUAAUCUAUGUAGUCAAAACCUUAUUGUUUAUAUAUAAGGAAAAAUCCCACAUAGACAUCCCCCCUUUUAAAAUGACCCCUUUUUCUGAGCCAUGCAACCAAGAAAACAUACAUAGAAAUAAAUUGUUAACAUAAUGACAUCAACAAUACACAACAAUUAUACAUAACCAUUACUAAGUCACAUGAAUAUUAUAAUCUAUACACAUUAAUAUAAAAAUAACAAAAACGUCCGUCUUCAUAAUUUCUGUGCCCAAGUUUUUCCCUGGUCACAAGGGGCUCUAUCUGAUCCACUGAGAUAUUAAUCUGUCCACAUCUACUAUCCUGUAAACCUUAAAUUCCAUGUUAUACAUUUCCACCUUAACAUUCCUUGUCCUCAAUCAACAUUAUCAAUGGAAUCUAAACUGGAACAAGAUGACAAAGAAGAAGAAUUAGUCCUCGCCCUCCUUGUAUUAACAUUAACUGAUACAUCUCUAACUGUAAUCACAUGCAUGUUAGUAAUCGUUUGUACAGAUCUUACAAUCCAUCCCCGAAAAAUUUGAAAACAACACCCCAUAACUAUUGCUACAAUAAUUACUAUGGCCACUAGAGGACCUAGAAUGCUUGCCAUCUAUGUUCCUAUUGAAUUACCACUAAAAAAAAACGUUGAAAAGACUUCAACAGCAUUCAAAUUACCAUAUCCCCAUAUUCUUAAUACAAUAUGCAAAUAUACCAAUAAAUCCUCAUACCAUCAAUACUACCCCCUUUUUUGAACACAUGAGUCACAACGUGAUUCAUGCUUUCAAAAACAAAACACCAACAUUGUUUAUUAAACCCUAAUAAAAAUUAAAUUAAAAUGACAACAUUGGAUAAUACCUCAACUUACUUCUAUCCCGUAAAGUAAUCCAAGAUUAGUACACUUAACUAGCAACAAAUAUCCCUCAUUCAGGAUAGCUCCCUCUCUUUUUAGUUAUUUUAUGGUAGGAUUCAUAUAUAUUAUUACCAAAUUAUAAACUUCUUCACAAUUAUCCUUAUCAUAACUAACCCCCAAUUCAGCAUGCCUCAAGGAUUUACAGUGCGGGUGAUCAAGUCACACUAUAAAGCCAGGACAGAUUGCAGAGGUCAUUGAAAUCAUUCAAUGAAUUGUUCCAUCCAAUAGUAUACUAAACAUUACCAACAUUCAAAACCUUUCAUAAAUGUUAUGUACCCCAAGUGUACAUUAAAUCCUCAUGACAUUUAUUCUCAUAAGAAAUCAUGUAUACCCAAAACUCAGUCAAAAAAUUAAAAAACUUCAUAAAAUUCACUGUGUGUGCUCCUUUAAGACAUAUCACCUUUGACCUGUUGAAACUCCUAACACUCAAAAUAACAACCCUUUAUAAACAUCAUACUAGGUGUGUUGUGUUUUUAUUUGAAAAACCCAUUUGGAAAACAAAAAAAAACCAGGCCAGGCCUUAUUUAAUUUGUUAGCUCCCUAUUACAACCUAAAAAUAAGACUAAUUAAUUUUACUAACUAGUCCACCCUAGCCCUGGGCAAUAUUCCAAUGAGAUAAAGAAAUCCCCUUUCUCCUGGAAUAGAAAGUAUACAUGUCGUUAACAUAUAAUCAACAAUCCAAAGAUAGUAAUUACACACAAAACCUGCUACAUAUAUCCACAGUCCUCUAUCAUCAAUAAUCAUUUGUAUCAAUCUAACUCCUCAUAACUACUCCAUAAAAAUAUUAUAUAAAACCUCCCCAAAAAAAAUUUACCACUCAAAAUUCCUCUGAGUUUACAAUGAUUAUGUUGAAUUGAUUACCCUUCAGAUCAUAUCCUCUUUAAAUCUCACCAUGAUUAUUGAACCCCUACAUCUGCUCCUUUUGAUUCCAUAUCAACUAAUCCAUUAUCGUUUACUUUAUCAGCAACCUAGGAAAUAUCAGUUUCCCCUUUUAUUAUUCCUAACUUCCCUCUAAAUGUCAAAUUUCAUACAUUAUCCAAUACAACCACGUACUCCUCCUAAGUAAGACUAGAUAUCUUAUCCCCUGAAUCGAUUUAAAAAUUGUUUGAUACGUUGUCUCCUACUUUACCCUUAACAUAAUACUAUAGGAGACUUCCAUCAAUCCUGGAAGAAAUAAAAAACGCCCCCUCACAAAACACUGGAUAAUACCACGUUUAUUAAGUUAACUACACCUUCUACUAUAAACCUAUAACCCCUUUCUAGUAAUUGUAUCAUCGCUAACUGUUGCAUUGAUGUUUUAAAUAUAAACGUAUUGUUUCAUAAUCCAAAACCCACAAAAAGAUGUCUCCUUAAUCCAUCAGGCCAACAGCAACAACUAUCUCCCAUCGUUCAACGUACUAUAAACAGAUUAUCGUUAUCAGAAGUAAUGAACCGUCGUCAUAACUCACCGCUGUUUAAACAAACUAUAUAAUGUCAUAAUAAAAUGAUCAAUUAUCAAAUAUUGUUCCUUAUUCAACUAUCUAAACAUGUUCUUCAUUAGUAAAUCGUCUCCACAAAGCAAUACUACCUAAUAACAUAUUCUCAUUCACCUAAAUAUAAAUAAUUACUUCUAUUAAACAAUCCCAUUCAACAUCAAGUCAACCUGUCUCAUCACCCAAUUAACUUACUUACUUUUUAAACCCUCUACAAUAUCUAUCAUACUCUACCGCUAAUUUUCCUUAUAACGGUACCUCAACAGAUGACAAAUUACUGUGAAGUUAUAGUCAAAACAAAUAAAACAUCCAAUUCAAAGCUAUGCAACUUUAAUUACUAUGUUAUACUAUUUGUUGGUAAGACGAUCCCUUUCACAAAAUGUUUAUCAUGUCACCUAUUAAUCUAUGUCAAUAUCCACAAUGUAAAAGUUUUGCUUUCUAUCCCUCUCUGGGUUUGAACCAGGGACCCUCUACACAUAUCGACAACAUUCACCAUCGACACACCAUACAAAAUCCGCGAUCCUUGCAAAGCAACUACUUCCAGUUCAUAGAGCAAGUGACGUCACCUAAUGAAAACCGCACUAGCUCUCACCGCUAACUAGCUAGCCAUUUCACACCGAUAACAUUCAACCCCCUAUGAUUUCCUUCUCCACAGCAACCAUUGACCUUGUACACCUAACGUAACCCAUAAUGUCUCUUACAGCGCUCUCACGUUUCAGCAAGCCCCAAUGGUUAACACCCGCAGACAAAAACAUGGACAUUCUUCCAUGUUUUACUAGUAGACAAAUUAACACACUCUCAAACAGCGUUCUACAUUAACCUCUAUCAUAGGGUUUAAAAACUAACGUAACAACAUUAACCAUCCUAAAUUGCUAUAGUAACGUCAUGAACAGUGGGGGAAAAAAGUAUUUAGUCAGCCACCAAUUGUGCAAGUUCUCCCACUUAAAAAGAUGAGAGAGGCCUGUAAUUUUCAUCAUAGGUACACGUCAACUAUGACAGACAAAAUGAGGGGAAAAAAUCCAGAAAAUCACAUUGUAGGAUUUUUAAUGAAUUUAUUUGCAAAUUAUGGUGGAAAAUAAGUAUUUGGUCAAUAACAAAAGUUUCUCAAUACACAGGUCAAACGUUUUCUGUAAGUCUUCACAAGGUUUUCACACACUGUUGCUGGUAUUUUGGCCCAUUCCUCCAUGCAGAUCUCCUCUAGAGCAGUGAUGUUUUGGGGCUGUCGCUGGGCAACACGGACUUUCAACUCCCUCCAAAGAUUUUCUAUGGGGUUGAGAUCUGGAGACUGGCUAGGCCACUCCAGGACCUUGAAAUGCUUCUUACGAAGCCACUCCUUUGUUGCCCGGGCGGUGUGUUUGGGAUCAUUGUCAUGCUGAAAGACCCAGCCACGUUUCAUCUUCAAUGCCCUUGCUGAUGGAAAGAGGUUUUCACUCAAAAUCUCACGAUACAUGGCCCCAUUCAUUCUUUCCUUUACACGGAUCAGUCGUCCUUGUCCCUUUGCAGAAAAACAGCCCCAAAGCAUGAUGUUUCCACCCCCAUGCUUCACAGUAGGUAUGGUGUUCUUUGGAUGCAACUCAGCAUUCUUUGUCCUCCAAACACGACGAGUUGAGUUUUUACCAAAAAGUUAUAUUUUGGUUUCAUCUGACCAUAUGACAUUCUCCCAAUCCUCUUCUGGAUCAUCCAAAUGCACUCUAGCAAACUUCAGACGGGCCUGGACAUGUACUGGCUUAAGCAGGGGGACACGUCUUGCACUGCAGGAUUUGAGUCCCUGGCGGCGUAGUGUGUUACUGAUGGUAGGCUUUGUUACUUUGGUCCCAGCUCUCUGCAGGUCAUUCACUAGGUCCCACCGUGUUUUUCUGGGAUUUUUGUGAUCAUUUUGACCCCACGGGGUGAGAUCUUGCGUGGAGCCCCAGAUCGAGGGAGAUUAUCAGUGGUCUUGUAUGUCUUCCAUUUCCUAAUAAUUGCUCCCACAGUUGAUUUCUUCAGACCAAGCUGCUUACCUAUUGCAGAUUCAGUCUUCCCAGCCUGGUGCAGGUCUACAAUUUUGUUUCUGGUGUCCUUUGACAGCUCUUUGGUCUUGGCCAUAGUGGAGUUUGGAGUGUGACUGUUUUUGAGGUUGUGGACAGGUGUCUUUUAUACUGAUAACAAGUUCAAACAGGUGCCAUUAAUACAGGUAACGAGUGGAGGACAGAGGAGCCUCUUAAAGAAGAAGUUACAGGUCUGUGAGAGCCAGAAAUCUUGCUUGUUUGUAGGUGACCAAAUACUUAUUUUCCACCAUAAUUUGCAAAUAAAUUCAUUAAAAAAUCCUACAAUGUGAUUUUCUGGAGAAAAAAAUUCUCAAUUUGUCUGUCAUAGUUGACGUGUACCUAUGAUGAAAAUUACAGGCCUCUCUCAUCUUUUUAAGUGGGAGAACUUGCACAAUUGGUGGCUGACUAAAUACUUUUUUCCCCCACUGUAUGUUCAGUUUAUUUAUUACGAUAGUAUGUCCAUAAUACUUCUUACAAAGCUCCAUUAUCCCUAGUUUAAAAAAUAUAUAUUUCUAUAAUUGUCUUAGUUCCCUUGCUUCACUUCCCAUGAAUAUAAGACAUUCGCUUUUCUGUGCGUCCUAAACUACAUUCAAUUUCCCUGUAAUCAACUAAGAUCAUAGCCACACAAUGAAACCAUCACUCCGCCUUUAUCAGAAUGAAUGAGAUCUAGUCAACUAUCCUUUCUAAGUAGGCUACAAGUAACACCAAACACUUGCUGUAGUUUACCAUCAUAUAUUGAAAUUAUCCAUUUAUCACGAUCCAAUUUAUUUAUAGACAUAUUCCACCAUUCUCACUCGUUUAAUCUAGCAAAACCACUACCACGCACUCUUCUCUCCAUACCCGUUAACAUUUUUACAUUUUAGUCAUUUAGCAGACACUCCUAUCCCGAGCGACCCACAAUUAGUGAGCUCAUACAUUUUUUAUACUUACACUAGCCCCCCUUGGGAAUCUAACACACAACCCUGGCAUUGCAAGCACCAUUCUCCACUAACCGAGCUACAAGAGUCCUGCUAUUUAAACCACACACGCUUCAAAUCAUACAUUCAACAUCACCAAACCAAAUACUCUGUCGUACCCAUUCAAUCAACAACACAUCAGCAGUGAAAUGUACACUCAUAAAUGCAGAUUGUUACUCCAUGCCAUUUAAAUGAUAAAUAAAUUCCACAAAUAGCGCCAUUACAAUGAUUUCUCAUCUUACCCUCUGAUACAAAAUGAAGUUCCAUCACUUUACUACGUUAGCUCUACCAUGAUAAUUAGUUCAAUUGAACCCUAUAUUGGCUUUGUACUAUAUUAUACAUUACGUCUAAAACAACAUUACUUAUGGUCAGUUUAUUCCACUAUCACAUGAUCCAACAACGGUAUAAACUUAGUAAAACCCAUAUUAAUUACUUUCCCACCCAUUACGUACGUCUACGUUUGGGUGAGCAAGUUUAAUACAGACAUGGCACUCUAAUUAUGAUUUUGUCAUUACCAUUUCCAAAUCGUCAUAACUCCUUAUAGAACAUUAUAAACUUCUAGUUACUGACCUCAAAUAAGCCCUUCGUAGUGUUUUUAACCAUUCUUAAUCGACCCAAAUCUCUACAAACAUUUUCCCAGCGGAACCAAAAAAAAAAAAAGAAAUAGACUGUAAUUUCCCGGACACUGCUCUGCCUGUCCAGAAAAUAUAGCCUAAAUUGCUCUCUAAAUUAACGUCAAUCUCCAUGCCACACCUUGCAUGCAAUAUUAGUAAUUAAAUACUUUACAUAAAAUCCCCAUCUGUAUUAAAAUGUCAUUUGCUUAUUUCUGCCAUUUUGGUGCUAGUAUUCAAUAUGUUACAUUACAUUGGCUCCAUCUCCUGGCCAUUUUGAGUAAUUCAUCCACAGGACUUAUUGUCACAGGGCUUGUAUAACACGGUUGAGGCCUUGAACCUCUUCCCGACUAACACUGUAUGAUGAUUCUUUCGCACCAAAGUAUUUUAUAAACUUUAUGAUGAUUCUUUCACAUCAAAGGCCUUAAACCUAUUUUAUGAACUUUAUGAUGAUUCUUUCACAUCAAAGGCCUCGAACCUAUACCAAGGAUUCUAUUUUAUAAUGUCGUACACUGCAUAAUCUCGUCAUGUUGAGGACUUGAACCUCUGACCUUUCUACGUUCGUCUACCAAGGACGUUUAUCUCUGAGGACUCGAACCUCGCAUCUUUCUACGUUCGUCUACCAAAGACGUUUAUCGCUGAGGACUCGAACCUCGCAUCUUAAAGAUGUCUAUCCUGUCGUCACGGGACUGACAUAACCCAUCUAUCUUACUUUAGGACACAAAUCUAACUUAUCAUAAUAAAAGAGCCUACACCCAAUGUUGUUAAAACCCAUUCUACUACUUCUGUUUUGUGUUUGGUCCUUUACUCAGACCAAACUCUGUUUAGAAUAAUAGCACCCUAUUAUCGUCAAAUUUAAUUAACUCCUUACAUCUCAUUACAUAACUCAAUACAACUCAUCGCCCCCUUUAAAAAUAUUGAAUUUUAAACGUUCAUUACAGUUCAGCUUUACCACAGAUAAGCAGAUUUCGACAUAAUCAAAAAAAUGAAAGUCUGCUUACCUGUUAGUUGAGCUGUAGACUGUAUCCUGUUCGUGAAGACGCCAAUCUGUUAUGAUGAGUUUCUGGUAUUGAGAAGUUCAAGAUGCAAGAAUUUACUUAGACAUUCUGUGGAGUUUUUAUACCAAGUAUUUAUUGGAUCACGAGCUCGUGGGUUCAUCUAACAAACAGACAUGGCUUUGCCCUUCGUCAGUUGAACUAACUUGAACAAAGGAAACACUCUACCUUAUAUACCUUCUAUUCCCCUCUUCCUGGCAUACAUCUGGUAAGUUUCCAUGGGCACUCCCAGUCUUUGAUGUUCAUCACUCUUUACCCCAAGUCACUAUCCUGCCCAUCACUCAUGCUAUCCUAAACAUCACUAAUCUACCUUGACAUAAUGGAAUGUAGACUUCAUGACCCCAAACCACUUAUCUCGUAACUCUACCUCUGUCCUCACAAUACUAUGACAUGACAUCAUUACAAUAAUGAUCAGUAGUAAUCAAUAGGGUUAAAGUACAGUUUUGUCUGUCCACGAAGAGUAGGUAUAAAUGUAAAGUUGAAGGCUCAUAAAGGCAUUGCGUGAUUUUUUUUAUGGAUAGUCGGAUGUACAGUAUGUUUCCUUGUGUUACUACAUACAGGACCCUAAGGUAUUUUUUAACAGCCUUCAAAGAAUGUCAGAAAUUCAAUGCGUCCUCACAAAUAUAUUAGAAUUUUAGCAACCAUGUAGUCGCAGAGUGAUUUCUACAUAUUGCUCCUAUAACAGUUUGUUGUUUUCCACCUGGGGAUAUUAGCUUAGCUUUCUAACUACGAGUUUGGGCUGAUUUCUUUUCUGGUCCUCUGUAGCUCAGUUGGUAGAGCAUGGCUCUUUCAACGCCAGGAUAGUGGGUUCGAUUCCUGGGUGCACCUAAACGUAACAAAUGUAUGCACACAUGACUGUAGGUCGCUUUGGAUAAAAGCGUAUUAUAUAUUUUCAUUUCAGGAAUUGAUUUACACGUGGGAUUUGAGUAGCAUUGCAUUCCUUUUGUAAUCUAAGAAGAGCCUUGCUCAGGUAUCAGGGGCUUACAUCUUUGUUUCUCUGUCUUCCCCCACUAGUCUGAUGUGUGAGAAACGUAUCUUUGAGACGGUGAACAGCGUGCGCCAUCCGUUCCUGGUCAACCUCUUCGCCUGCUUCCAGACGCAGGAGCACGUGUGCUUCGUCAUGGAGUACGCAGCCGGAGGAGAUCUGAUGAUGCACAUCCACGCUGACGUCUUCUCCGAGCCCAGGGCCAUGUGAGUGACACCAGGGUCCUUUUCAUUUACAUUUUAGUAAUUUAGCAGAUGCUCUUUUUCAGAGCGACUUACAGGAGCAAUUAGGGUUCAGUGCCUUGCUCAAGGGCACAUUGUCAGAUUUUUCACCUAGUUGGUCUUUAACCUUUUGGUUACUGGCCCGACGCUCUUAACCGCUUGGCUACCUGCCGCCCUGUUCAUUAGGCAGAAAACGUUUUGAUGCAGUGCGAAACAGGGAGGAACUACCUGGAUUUGUUCAAUAAGAACACAGAUUUUCGUUUUCCUUUUGCAAAGGUUUUUGCUACAGUGUGCCCUACUCAAUAUACAAAUAUUAUGCAAAGCAAGCCAUAAAAUCAUGACUUGCAUUUGUAAAAAAUAAUACAAAAUGCAGUCUAUUAUUUUUUUUGUGGUAUAAAGGCUCACUUGCUUUGUGAGCACUGACGCUUUUGCUACUGCAUAGAUUAUUUUCAGGAGCCCCCUCACCAAUAAUACUGGUGCAAUUGGCUUUGAGUGUCUUAAGUGCUCACCUCCAUAUCCAGUGUCUUGUAUUCACUUGUAACCUACAUCAUAUUAGAAAGUGGAUUCUCUCCUCCAACUAAUCCAGCUAUUGUUUUUUUUCUUCUCUUUCGUAGAUUUUAUGCCGCUUGUGUCGUAUUGGGAUUACAGUUUUUACAUGAACAUAAGAUUGUGUACAGGUAAGCAUAAUUCCAUUCACUGGAUGAAUAUAUGCUCAGAUAUAACAUAAAUUGAUGGUGAUACUCGUGCUUCUACAUCUGCAUUGCUUGCUGUUUGGGGUUUUAGGCUGGGUUUCUGUAUAGUACUUUGUGACAUCUGCUGAUGUAAAAAGGGCUUUAUAAAUAACAUUUGAUUGAUUGAUUUUGUUUUACUUUCAGAGAUCUGAAGCUUGACAAUCUGCUCUUGGACACUGAGGGCUAUGUAAAAAUCGCUGACUUUGGCCUUUGCAAAGAGGGUAAGUGGGACAAAACAACCUCAACUUAAUGUCACUUUUCCAACACCAUUGAAUGUAAAAUAAAUGUAUAAUAACCUAAAUCUGACUCAGUCAAAACCUUAACUCUAUCUAAGGUCUCUGCUGAUCUGAAACUUAUGUGGGUGUCAAAUGUACAUACCUGAUGCCUCCCGAGUGGCACAGCGGUCUAAGGCACUGCAUCGCAGUGCUUGAGGCGUCACUACAGAUCCGGGUUCGAUCCCGGGCUGUGUCGCAGCCGGCCGCGACCAGGAGACCCAUGAGGCGGCGCACAAUUGGCCCAGCGUCGUCCGGGUUAGGGGAGGGUUUGGCCGGCUGGGAUGUCCUUGUCCCAUCUCGCUCUAGCGACUCCUUGUGGCGGCCGGGUGCGUGCACACUGACUUCGGUCGCCAGCUGUACGGUGUUUCCUCUGACACAUUGGUGCGACUGGCUUCCGGGUUAAGCGAACAGUGUGUCAAGAAGCAGUGCGGCUUGGCGAGGUGGUGUUUCGGAGGACGCAUGGCUCUCGACCUUCGCCUCUCCUGAGUCCGUACGGGAGUUACAGCAAUGGGACAAGACUGUAACUACCAAUUGGAUAUCACGAAAAAGGGGUAGAAAAGUACCCCAAAAUAUAUAUUAUAAUAAUAAUGUACAUGUCUGGGUGUAAAGUUUCUGUAUUAAACAUGUGUCAUGGUUAUGUGUAUUCUGUCAGGAAUGGGGUUCAGGGACCGCACCAGUACGUUCUGUGGCACGCCAGAGUUCCUGGCCCCCGAGGUUCUGACGGAGACGUCGUACACGCGUGCCGUGGACUGGUGGGGUCUGGGGGUCCUCAUCUUUGAGAUGCUUGUUGGAGAGGUUAGUUGGUCUCACCUUCUCACCUGUCAUAUGGAUACCUACUCAGUGUUAUGACUGGUCAGUACUUUGUCAGCUCUGAGAACAGAAUAUUUUAGAAUAUUGGCAUUGAAAUGACAAGAUUAUAAUAUUUGUCAUGACCUUUCUAACAUUAUAUACAUAGACGGUCUGGUCAGUACAUUCCAUGUAAAAAACUAUUAUAUAUCAUUGAUUGUAUGUGAAAAAAUCUUUUUUGGCCCGCCCCACAGUCUCCCUUCCCUGGAGAUGAUGAAGAGGAGGUGUUUGACAGCAUCGUCAACGAUGAAGUCCGCUACCCAAGGUUCCUCUCAACGGAGGCUAUCUCCAUCAUGAGAAGGGUGGGUUCUGGAUCCCUUAAUAAACUAACCUCAAAUUGCGUCAUUGAAUUACAGCUUGGAUGUUUAUUCUGCUUUGUUAUGCUCUUUUUGGUUGUAGCUUUUGAGGAGGAGUCCAGAAAGACGUCUGGGGGCAGGAGAGCGAGACGCAGAAGAAGUAAAAAAACAUCUGUUCUUCAGAGUAAGGAAAGAAUGUUCUACUUUCUCAUAUUUAAUACCUAGGUGUCUGGUUAGACCGUAAACUCUCCUUCCAGACUCACAUUAAGCAUCUCCAAUCCAAAGUUACAUCUAGAAUCGGCUUCCUAUUUCGCAACAAAGCCUCCUUCACUCAUGCUGCCAAACAUGCCUUCGUAUAACUGACUAUCCUACCGAUCCUUGACUUCGGCGAUGUCAUUUACAAAAUAGCCUCCAACACUCUACUCAGGAAAUUGGAUGUAGUUUAUCACAGUGCCAUCCGUUUUGUCACCAAAGCCCCAUAUACUACCCACCAUUGUGACCUGUACGCUCUCGUUGGCUGGCCCUCACUACAUAUUCGUCGCCAAACCCACUGGCUCCAGGUCAUCUAUAAAUCACUGCUAGGCAAAUCCCCGCCUUAUCUUAGCUCAUUGGUCACCAUAGCAACACCCACCUGUAGUAUGCGCUCCAGCAGGUAUAUCUCACUGGUCAUCCCCAAAGCCAACACCUCCUUUGGCCACCAUUCCUUCCAGUUCUCUGCUGCUAAUGACUGGAACGAACUGCAAAAAUCUCUGAAGCUGGAGACUCUUAUCUCCCUCACUAACUUUAAGCAUCAGUUGUCAGAGCAGCUUACCGAUCACUGCACCUGUACACAGCCCAUCUGUAAUUAGCCCACCCAACAACCUCAUCCCCAUAAUGUUAUUUAUUUUGCUCAUUUGCACCCCAGUAUCUCUAUUUGCACAUCUUCUUCUGCACAUCUAUCACUCCAGUGUUAAAACUAAAUUGUAAUUAUUUUGCACUAUGGCCUAUUUAUUGCCUUACCUCCAUAACUUACACACACACCGUAUAUAGAUUUUCUAUUGUGUUAUUGACUGUACGUUUUGUUUAUCCCAUGUGUAACUCUGUGUUGUUGUUGUUUUUAUCGCACUGCUUUGCUUUAUCUUGGCCAGGUCGCAGUUAUAAAUGAGAACUUGUUCUCAACUGGCUUACCUGGUUAAAUAAAGGUUAAAUAAAAAAAUAAAAAAAUUUUAAAAAACAACACAGCCACAAUUUUAGGCAAUGUGGAUACCACAAAAUUACAUAUGUAGGCUCCUGUUCAUUAGACUUGCCUAAUCUCGGUUAUUGACGCAAACGGGUUUUUCUCAUGAGGUAGAUGAUACAGGACAAGUCUGUCCUGAGAGUUGACAUAAAUUCACUAUUUCCUCACCCAUUUUCUCUCUCCCCCCCAGAAUAUGGAUUGGAACGGACUACUGGCCAAGAAGGUUAAGCCUCCGUUCGUCCCGAUCAUCCAGGACUCCAACGAUGUCAGCAACUUCGAUGACGAAUUUACCUCAGAAGCGCCCAUCCUGACCCCGCCCAGAGAACCUAGGGCGCUCAGCGGGGACGAGCAGGACAUGUUCUCUGACUUUGACUACAUCGCAGACUGGUGUUAG